AUGGCGCUCUUUACUCCAUGGAAGCUGUCCUCUCAGAAGCUCGGUUUUUUCUUGGUGACUUUUGGUUUCAUUUGGGGUAUGAUGUUACUGCAUUUUACGAUACAGCAGCGGACUCAGCACGAGAGCAGCACAAUGCUCCGCGAGCAGAUUCUAGAUCUCAGCAAGAAAUACAUCAAAGCUCUGGCAGAGGAAAAUCAGAACGUAGUAGACGGACCAUACGUCGGGACAAUGACUGCGUAUGGUAAGAAAAAACACUUUAUACCAUGUCUGAACAAGUGUAUACUGCGCAUUUCAUAACUGGGUCUUGAUGCACAAUCGUUGGAAAAACAGCCACCAAUGUUUUAUGCAAACCACGGAUUAACAAAACCAUUACAAUUUCAAAAAUUAAUUUUCUGGAGAUUGCAAAAUUCACAGGUGUUUGUGGUGCUAUUUGUUGCCUAUUUUUAUCAUUAUCUUGAUAAUUUUAAUAGCAUUGUGAACAUAACAGACCAUAAGAUCAAGAUUUAAAAAAAAUAAAUAAAUAAAAUCUGUAUUCUCUAAAGUGUUAUCUGUACAUCUGUAAAAUGUGAGGCCAUCAUUGAGAACAGGUAGGUGGAAGUGAGACACAUUUAUAGCAUGUAAGAAUCAUGAGACUAUCUGUCUAGAUAUUCUUAUUUCCUUUAAGAAUAAAAUCCAUUUCCUAUGGUGAGCUACAGAGUUGCCCAGCUGGGCAUAGCCCACAGAGAAUAUAAACAGGAGUCUGCCAUUCCCAUAAUAAUUUUCCAGUGGGUGACCAUUUGGGAAUUGCAGUCCAGCAACAGAGGAUUGGUCAAGAAAGAAUGGCUUUGUUUAGACCAAUAGAAAGAGAUGUGAAGGACUGGUGAAAGGGAUGUUUAAUGUUUUCAUAACUUAAUUAGUUGCUUUAGAAGGGAAUGUUUUUUUGUUUUCUGUGCGUGACCAUUCCCUUUCCAAGUACCGCUGGUACAUGACUUACUAUAAUGUUUCCAAAUUUUGUAUGGCCUCAUGACAAGGGAAGUCAAAUAUUUUUACUGUGUAUCACAAAGUAGAAGUUCUAGACAUAUGUGAUAUACCUUUUGUUUUGGAACUAUGGUUCCAUGACGUAAAAUGGACAGACAUGAGCAUGUUCCUUUAAUAACUUGUUCCUCGGUGGAACCUUGCUUGGGACUUUUAGAGAAUAUAUCUAAUUUUUAUGUCAGACUUAUCUCAGCCGCAAGGGGAGCCCACACCAAAAUGCUGAAAAAGUUCUGCUUGUUCGUUGCAGCUAGAGGUGUAUUGGCUACACCUAACUAACAACUUCCCAAAGAAGGUCAAAUUGAUCAUCUUGGAUGGCUGGGGUCAGUCUGGUAUGUAACCGGCCUAUAUUCCUUCCGUAAUGGCACAUUUAAGCAAAAACCUGCUUGAGUCCUGAGUGGGGAUUAACGAAAGGGCAUGUUUUGUCUCUUAUCAGUGUUAUAUUGUCUGUAUGAUGCUUGUACAAACAAUAGUUAGUUUGUUCUCAGUGUGCAUCUUGUGACUGUCAUUUGGCACAUACAAACCGUUUAUAUUUUAAAAGGAACCUGUGGUUGGUAAAUAUUCCUUGUGACAGUAAUCCUUUUGUGUUUUUGUCAUCAUGUGCCCAUUAUUUGUGCAGGGUAUGUUGAAUAUAUUUCUUGUCUGUACCUCUCCCCCUUUUUCUGUCCUAUUGUUUCCACAGCAGGGCUUUGUCACAGGGACACUGCCAGAACAGUUUAAACUAGCUGCUUUGUCUCUCCUCAAUCUCCCAUCAGCCCUUGAUAUUGUCUGUCCCCCAUCCUUCCUUGUACUAUAGUGUAAAUGAGGCUUUUGGGGUCUUAAAAUAUGUGUGAUGUGUUCAUUAAAGGGUUGAUGUUUAACCUUCUCCAAGUGUCGUCUGGUGUUUGGAAAAGGGUGGAAAGGCCCUAAGUGAUCCCAGUCAAGCCUCCGCAACUGGGUCUGAAGUGCUCCAGGGUCCCUGAUAGCUAUGAGGAAGCAGACUUGGCGGAUGUACUCGGUCGUAGCACAGGCGCUUUGUUACACUCCUGUUUUGUCCCUGGAAUGUACUUUCAUGCUUUAUGAGGAAAGGAAUAUAUGCAAGGAUUUAAAGGGACACUAUAGUUCUUUAGUACCUUCAUUGACUUGUUCUGGUGUCUAUAGUCUGUACCUGCAUGCUUUUCAAUGUAAACGCUGCCUUUUGAGAGAAAAGGGCAGUGUCUAAAUUGCUGCCUAGGAGCACCCCUAGUGGCAGUCACUCAGAAUGCCACUAGGGGUGUUUCGUGGGUCGGCGUUGCAUAAUGUGCAUCACGGACUUUCUGUGUCUCCACACUCAUUGAGUCGCUGAGUGUUUCACAUAGCGAUGCAUUUAUUUAAUGCAUCUCUGUGAGGAGAUGCUGAUUGCCACAGGGUGGUGUGUUUUGCCAUGCAUGUGCAUUAGCCUCCCAAUGCUUUCCUUUGGGAAUGCAUUAGACUGGCUAAGCUCAAGGAGGCAGAGCGUGUGUGGGGCCAAUCUCAAGGAGAUCUACUCGGCACUGGAAAAAGAUAAUGUAAAUCAAGGUAGGCAAGUUUGUAUUCCUGACAUUAUAGUAUUCCUUUAACCCCUUAAGGACACAUGACAUGUGUGACAUGUCAUGAUUCCCUUUUAUUCCAGAAGUUUGGUCCUUAAGGGGUUAAGUUGCAAAUAGUCUGUUCUCAUAAAACCCCAUUGGUUUCCAUGGAUGGAUAUUAUACACAUUUGUUUAUCCAAAUCCAGCUAUAUGUUUUGUGUGGGCUUUGUUUAUAUUUUCCCAAAACGUGUUCUUUUUUUAAAUGUAUUGUUUAAAUGUGAACUAUUUUAGAAGUAUCACUUCCUGGUUGCAGUAAAGGAAUGUUAAUAGACUUCCCCCAGCUGUGAAGCUCUGUUUCCUUAGUUAUAAUAUAUGGUAUAUAUGCAAUAUCUCAUCUUGAAAUUACCCUCUAAGCCUCUGCCGAUUGUGUAGAUUAUACUAAAUACUUCUAAUUUUAGUGAUUUGCCAUCCAGUCCAAUUCAAGUUAUGUGUCUCCCAGCCCUCUCCGUCCCUCAUUGUAUGCUGUUUGCAGCCCUAUUCACAAAACUGUUAACUCUGCUGUGAAUAAACUGAUCUACUAUCAGCUCACUACGAGGUUCCACUCUGAUGCUUUUAGACCCCUUAAUUGGUGCAGUCUCUUCCUGUUAUAUGAGCAAGGGGCAAGUCUGAUCUUGACACUUCCCUGUGUAAGUGAAGUGGAUUUUGGACCUCUAGCCCCAGCACUCUCUGCCUAUAAAUUACUGUCCAAAGUUAUAUGUCCUAAUGCAGAGACUCACUUCUCUAUCCAAGCAGAGUGGUUGAAGUUUAGCAGCUUUUUGUCAAACUGCUCAAAAGAUUUGAACCAAACUUACCGUGGGGUGGGGGUUAGUGCCCAAAGAUUAUUUUCCUCAUAACCACUUUUGCAGAAGUGUCCCGUAGAUAUGGGUAUUAUGAUCUUAAAACUUUUGAAUCUUUAAAGCAGUAUUUUAUUAAUGGAACAAUGCAAACCUCCUUGGUAAUGAAUGAACUCACAUGAUACAGACCCACAAGUAUAAACUGGGCUCAACUUGAGCUCUGUAUCAUGUGAGUUCCUUCAUAUCAUUAUGACAUCUCUUUUAUUUGAGAACUCAUUGCGCUAUGAGUGUUUUUAUGAUUUGCUGUGAAUCAUACUGUGUAUUCUACGGUUACAUUGGCUUCCUGUAUCCUAUAGGAGUCAAUUCAAAGUACUAACAAAGCACUGAACAAUUCUAGUCCUUAUUAUAUCUCCUCACUGAUCCGUAGGUAAGCCCCUUCUAGAUCCCUCUCCACUCUGCCUAUGACCACCUCCUGUCCGCUGCUCACAACCAUACGGCCAACUCACGCUUGCAGGACUUCUCGCGGGCGGCUCCCUUCCUGUGGCAUAGCCUGCCUACGACCAUUAGACUCUCCCGUAGUCUCCAAUCUUUAAGAAGUGCUUUAAAACCCAUCUCUUCAGGAAAGCUUAUGGCCUCCCAGAGUAACCUCUACCUCACAUACCUAUCUCUUGCUCUCUCUUAAAGGGCAGCACUCUAUUCUCUCCUCCAACCUGUCCUAUUGAGUUGUAUAACCCACCUCCUCUAGACUGUAAGCUCGUUUGAGCAGGGUCCUCUUUUAUUCCUGCAAGUUUUUGUAAUGGUCUCAUUUAUUGUUAAAUCUCUCACUCUUAUAAUAUUGUAAAGUGCUAUGUUGGCGCUAUAUAAAUGCUGAUAAUACUUUCAGUGUUUUGUUACGUGUUGUGUAUUGGAAAUUAGCGCUCUACUUUUCAAAUUUUUAAUUUAUUUUUUUUUGUGGUUUAUACAGUUUGCUUUGUAUUGUUAAAGGAGACACACACAGGUGUUGGAACUGCUAAAUUUUAUUUCACUACAAGCUAGUGUAUAUACCUUAAAAAAUAACAUUAAUCCAUCAAAGCAGAAACCUAUCUGGACUUUGACAGCAUCCCUGUUUUAAUAACCAAAAGAAGCAAACCCAUCCGAAACCUUAAAUAUAUGAAAUUUGACAAGGUGAAAGCCUAGUAUGGAAAUAGAGUAACAAGGUAGUGAAGGGGUUAACCCUGAAUGUUAAUAGAAGAACGAAAAGAGAGAACACUACCAAAGAAAUAUGUAUAGUCUAAAAUUUAACUUUUAAUGGUGAACACAAUACAAAGUGAUCAUUUCACAUAUACAGGGAGUGCAGAAUUAUUAGGCAAAUGAGUAUUUUGACCACAUCAUCCUCUUUAUGCAUGUUGUCUUACUCCAAGCUGUAUAGGCUCGAAAGCCUACUACCAAUUAAGCAUAUUAGGUGAUGUGCAUCUCUGUAAUGAGAAGGGGUGUGGUCAAAUGACAUCAACACCCUAUAUUAGGUGUGCAUAAUUAUUAGGCAACUUCCUUUCCUUUGGCAAAAUGGGUCAAAAGAAGGACUUGACAGGCUCAGAAAAGUCAAAAAUAGUGAGAUAUCUUGCAGAGGGAUGCAGCACUCUUAAAAUUGCAAAGCUUCUGAAGCGUGAUCAUCGAACAAUCAAGCGUUUCAUUCAAAAUAGUCAACAGGGUCGCAAGAAGCGUGUGGAAAAACCAAGGCGCAAAAUAACUGCCCAUGAACUGAGAAAAGUCAAGCGUGCAGCUGCCACGAUGCCACUUGCCACCAGUUUGGCCAUAUUUCAGAGCUGCAACAUCACUGGAGUGCCCAAAAGCACAAGGUGUGCAAUACUCAGAGACAUGGCCAGGGUAAGAAAGGCUGAAAGACGACCACCACUGAACAAGACACACAAGCUGAAACGUCAAGACUGGGCCAAGAAAUAUCUCAAGACUGAUUUUUCUAAGGUUUUAUGGACUGAUGAAAUGAGAGUGAGUCUUGAUGGGCCAGAUGGAUGGGCCCGUGGCUGGAUUGGUAAAGGGCAGAGAGCUCCAGUCCGACUCAGACGCCAGCAAGGUGGAGGUGGAGUACUGGUUUGGGCUGGUAUCAUCAAAGAUGAGCUUGUGGGGCCUUUUCGGGUUGAGGAUGGAGUCAAGCUCAACUCCCAGUCCUACUGCCAGUUCCUGGAAGACACCUUCUUCAAGCAGUGGUACAGGAAGAAGUCUGCAUCCUUCAAGAAAAACAUGAUUUUCAUGCAGGACAAUGCUCCAUCACACGCGUCCAAGUACUCCACAGCGUGGCUGGCAAGAAAGGGUAUAAAAGAAGAAAAUCUAAUGACAUGGCCUCCUUGUUCACCUGAUCUGAACCCCAUUGAAAACCUGUGGUCCAUCAUCAAAUGUGAGAUUUACAAGGAGGGAAAACAGUACACCUCUCUGAACAGUGUCUGGGAGGCUGUGGUUGCUGCUGCACGCAAUGUUGAUGGUGAACAGAUCAAAACACUGACAGAAUCCAUGGAUGGCAGGCUUUUUUUUACUUCAGUUUCUCUGAAACUGCUAUGUUUAUAAAAAAAUGGGUUAACCCUAGAAGGACCUGGCACCCAGACCACUUCAUUAAGCUGAAGUGGUCUGGGUGCCUAGAGUGGUCCUUUAAGGCUGGUAUUUUUUUCCAAGAAAGGUGGCAACCCUAACUACUCUUCACAUACUCUUGCUUAAAGGAGCACUAUAGGCUCAGGAACACAAUCAUGUAUAUCUGACCCUAUUAUGUUAAAACCACCACCCUGGCCCCUUCUUGCCUCCCUAAGUAUAGUACAAUACAACUUGUAUUCAAGUCUGCAGCUGCUGGCUCUGCCUCUGAAUUGACUGUCUGCUGACAUCAUCAGAAGUGGUGGUCUGAACAAAUUACAAUACUUCCCCAUAGGAUUGGCUGAGACUGUCAACUAGGCAGAUCAGGGGCAGAGCCAGCACAAGUCCAACAUAGCCCUGGCCAAUCAGCAUCUCCUCAUAAAGAUACAUUGAAUCAAUGAAUCUCUAUGAGGAAAGUUCAGUGUCUGCAUGCAGAGGGUGGAGACACUGAAUGGCAGUGCUGCACACUAGGCAGUACUGCCCCAGGAAGCACCUCUAGCAGCCAUCUAAGGAGUGGCCAGUGGAGUUAUUUUCUCUGAAAAGACAGUGUUUACUGCAAAAGGCCUGAAUGGAAUGAUUCUACUUACCAGAACAAAUACAAUAAGCUGUAGUUGUUCUGGUGACUAUAGUGUCCCUUUAAGUUUGGAAGCUUAAGAGGGAUGUAUGGAAACAAAACUUGUGUGGACUAGCUGACAAUAAAAUUAGUUUAGGUAAUGCAGACGCUGGUAUCUCUAACACUGUGGCAUGUCCCCUUUCUUCUACACUCACUACAUACACCUUUUCUCUGUCUCAGACUAUACCAGGAACUUCUGCCUGCUAGUAAGAAGGCAAGGAGACAAAUGGACCAGAGAGUUCUAGGGGACAGUCCUUAGAAAGCAUGGAGUGAGCGCAUCAUUAGAUGCAUUUGUGUCAAGCUCAUGGUGCUGCCUUCAUAGUAUGCCCUUAGUUGGACAGCCUGCAGGAUUGGCAGGCAGCCUGACAUGCAUUCAUGCCAGGCUGUCCUUCAAAUUCUUUGGACAGACAUGCCCUUUUUUGGGCAUGUUCUCCCCUUUUGGCAGGCCUGUUCAUGUGAUUCGCACCAGUGGCACACUCUUUUACCCUGCACAUUGACUUCCUGCUUCACUGGACACUGCUGUUAGGGUUUAUGGAUUUACUUGAAAGAUGAAAGCAUAAAUUAGAGAGAGAUUAGCAUAGAGUAUGUGUUUUCUUAUAGCUGCAUCCUAUGAGCUUCCCUCCAGCACCAUCUCUAUCAGAUACAUGACGCUUGGGAGGUAGGACUGUUUUAGUGUUUUUGGUCGAUAAGAUUCCGUAAUUAGGCCCAUCAUAUUUAUCAGCACCAGGCCCAGUGUGCUCUUAAACCGGCCCUGAGCUGAAUGGUAUUUAAAACAGAAAUUGCUAUAUAAACUCACAAACGGAGAGCUAUAGACCCAGCUCUGGUAUGGAUCACUUCUGGGUCCGUUUAGGCAACCUAUCCCUGUUAAUGCUGUAAAUCUUGUCCUGAAGGGGGGGGGGGAUAAAAAGCAGAAACGAUUGCGCAGUACUACUACUAAUAUUUAAUUUAAUAAAGAAAUUCCCAAAUGGGUACUUACAAGCCUAGAGUCAAAUGAUAUGACUCACUUCACAAGUGUUGUGCAGAUUUGGGACUGCACUCCCAUCCAUAAAAUAUGUAUCCAGGAUCAAAGGAUAAAAUAAAAACUAUUUAUUGCACCAAUGUACACAAAAUAAAAAGACAACAAUGUGCUCUGAGACGUAACUACAGACAGGAAUACCUGCCGACUGCUUUUAAUUGUGGGGUGAGAGGGAGGCAUGGACCGCACACGUUCUACCUGUGCGUGGUAACAACGUGUUACGGCAUACAGGCACUGACCCUUCUCCCGCCAAUUUUAGCGGUAUUUAAACACGAACUGGGAACCAGGGAACAUUGAAUUCAUUUAUCCGGUUGAAAAAGCCACGGUGAAGUGGCGAAACGCGUUCCGGUAUUGAGCACGUUGUUGCCUUUUUAUUUUGUGUACAUUGUUGCAACAAAUAUAGUUUUUAUUUUAUCCUUUGAUCCUGGUUCCUGGAUACAUCUUUUAUGGAUGGGAGUGCAGCAAUUUCUGUUUUAAAUACCAUUCAGUUAUUUAUAUACUGUCUACACUAUAUUUGAUUGUCUUUUAUAGAUACCUACCGGCUUGAUAUUCAGGUGAAAAACUCCUCUUAAACUGCCAAAAGGUGAUAACCUAUUUAUUUAUUAUAGAAAUGUCCCAUAUACGCCAUCACAUAUUAUCUGUUAUUGAUAUGUUAUAUUCCCAGUGGAAAGCCUUAGGGCAUGGGUAGGCAACCUUUGGCACUCCACAUGGCAAGGACUGCAUCUCCCAUAAUGCUCUCACAGCUAUAAUGCUGGUAAAGAAUCAGGGGGUAUGUUGUACACAACAUUUUGAGGCCUAAAAGUUAUCUACCCCUGCCCUAGGGAAACAGGGGUAUUGACAGUGUGACAGUGUGAACGUAGGCGUUUGGAUCUUAUAGGGCAGUCCCAGCCAUACUGUUAACUGUUUUCGUCUUUUUAUUGUAUUUGAAUGUCUGGCAUUCAAGUUCUCUUUCAGACUGUUGUGCAUAUGGUAAGGCACAAGUGCUCACCUACUAACGUCUAUGUUUGUAAUGUAUGUUCUGCGUUCACUCCUGUGUGUUAUUUCUGAGACUGUGGGAACUUUGAUACAACUUGUACUGAAUGUCUUAUUGUAAUUUACUUUGUGCAAGAGAGCUGGUUGGCCCCUUUAGGGUCCCCGAAGGUGUAAAGAUGACCUCUGCAAAGUAUGUGGAGUUUCUGACUGACCACUUUCUUCCGUGGUACAGAAGGAAGAACUAUGCUUUCCGUAAUAAAAUCAUCUUCAUGCAUGACAAUGUACCAUCUCAUGCUGCAAAGAAUACGUCUGAAUCAAUGUGGCCUCCAUCCUCCCCUGACCUCAAUCCUAUUAAGAACCUUUGGAGCAUCCUCAAGCAAAAGAUCUAUUAGGGUGGGAGGCAGUUUACAUCCAAACAGCAGCUCUGGGAGGCUCUUCUGACAUCGUGCAAACAAAUUCAAGCAGAAACUGUCCAAAACCUCACAAGUUCAAUGGAUGCAAGACUUGUGAAGCUGCUAUCAAAUAAGGGGUCCUAUGUUAAAAUGUAACGUGACCGUUAAAAUGUUGUUAUAAGUUUGAUUGAAAUAGCUUUUGAUUUCAGUAAAUAUGCUGCAAACACAACAAAUGACAAUUUUCAGUUCUUUACAACCUAUAAAGUGUUUUGAAACUUACUGUGCGUAAUAAUUUGGAACAGUGCAUUGUAAGUUUUUUAUGUUUUAAACAAAUACUGUUAUCAUUAGGUUUGUUCAAUAAAAUUUGAAUUGUACUCUUAAUAGUUAACAUGAGAAUUAUGCUGACUGUUAUUUACAUCAAUUAUAUAGGUAAAUGAGAAAAAUGUAAUUUGCAUAAUAAUUUAGAACAGGGUGUACAAUAGAAAACAAAAAACAAAUCCCUUUGCACAUUUGAAUAACUGGAGGAUUUUUAUUUUCACUCCAAUGGCCAUUAAAGUGUAAGCUCAUCUGCCACAUCAAGGUUAAACCUCUUAUGUGAGUUCUACACUAACCGUUAGGAGCCAGACACGCAGUGCAUAGAAAAAAAUACUUUCAGUCAAAGUACUGCAUUGACCUAAAAAGAGAGAGUAAAGUGCAUUCUUUCUAUUGUGGCCAUGAUUAUCACCCAGUUCCUGUUCAGCUGGCUGUAAUCUGCUCCUGUUACAAGACAUUACCUUCACCAGACUUGGGAGAGCUUGAUGGCCUGGGGUAGUGCAGCCCCAUAAUGUAAAAUUAGAUUUGUAUUAAUUUCUCUUGGUACAGACUUUCUUCACGUCCUGGAUAACUGUGGACGUCUUCCUCUUCGAUGACGACCUAGUCAGAAGAAAAGCCACAGGACAUCCGUUAUUUAUUUAUUUUUUUCUUUAAAUUAGGCUGAUUUUCUGUAAAUAAUGCAAUUACAUGGUUUGUAUCCAUUUUGCUUUAUUAAAAACAUUUGCAUAACAAUAAUUGCGAUUUAAAAUGAUCGCUACACAUUACAUAUAUACUUAUUUGGAACCUCCACUAUGUGAUCACUACUGACACACUGAUUGUGUUAAAAAGACAAUUGUGUGUGUGUGUGUGAAAGGUACACAUAAUACUUACACGUAUGUGUCCCAGUGACGUGUACUUGCAAUACUGGGAAAAAAUAAAAAUAAAAUAAAAUUAAUAGGGUAGUCUCUAUUAGUUUACGGAGUAGCUUCAUUCAUACUUUUCUCGUGAAUAUGCAGCUAAUGGACCCAACCAGGAGCAAAAAACAAAACAAACAAAAGGUCCGCGCUAAUGAACCAAACCAAAUCUAUAUUAAAGAGAGGCAGCACACCUGAAAUGGUAGGGCUCUCUCAAAACCCCAGGAACGAGUAGAACAAUACAAGAAGAAAGGAAGGUUGCGCUAAAAAAGUAUAGAUAAUAUAUCGGGAAAAAAGAGAACACAGAAAAAUAAAAACCAGUGAUUACAAAAUAUGCAAUAAAAGAACUAAGUGACCAAUAUGAUGUCAAUAUGAUGUCAAAAUCAAAAAUGGAAAGGAACAGCCAGAUCCUGUCGGGAAGAUUCUUGUAUGGAAGUGCAUCACGUGACCCGUUCUAUACUCGAUCCUUAGUAGGUUCUAAGCCUCGUUUUUCACUCCUCUUCUCCCAAAAAGUUCCUACUAUAAAAUAUUUUAUUACCAUAUGGUUUAUAUUGUAUUUCAUAAAAAAAAAAUGUUGUAAACAUAAUCACAUGGUAAUUAACUAAUUUAGGCACCACAUUUAUUGCUGAUAUGUUUGUUUCUCCUAUACAUACCUAUGUCUGCCAGGUUUGACUCUUUAUUUAACUUAAUAAAGCCAUCUGUUGGUGAAACGGGUUGUAGAUAAUUUUACAGCCGUUUUAAUUGAGGUAUUUUGGCUUUUUCCUUUUAUAUUGCUAUUAUUUUAUAUUUUAUUGCCUGGCAUCCAAUUUUACUGUUCCAGUGUGGACUACUCCAAAGAAUCCAAGGUUUCCAAGGGCAUUAUACCACUUAUUCCACUCACGCCCACUCACCACAAAGAAAAUUUGUUAAGCCCUGCAUUAAUAUUCUAAAUAAAUGAAUAUUUUGGUAUUUUUGUUUACUUUACUCAACCCACAAUAAUAGCAAAGGUUAUUCUAUUUGGCUUACCACAACCAAUUUUAACCCUUAUUAGAAACAUAGAAACAUAGAAUGUGACGGCAGAUAAGAACCAUUCGGCCCAUCUAGUCUGCCCAAUUUUCUAAAUACUUUCAUUUAUCCCUAGCCUUAUCUUAUAGUUAGGAUAGCCUUAUGCCUAUCCCACGCAUGCUUAAACUCCUUUACUGUGUUAACCUCUACCACUUCAGCUGGAAGGCUAUUCCAUGCAUUCACUACCCUCUCAGUAAAGUAAUACUUCCUGAUAUUAUUUUUAAACCUUUGUCCCUCUAAUUUAAGACUAUGUCCUCACUCCAAGUAAGGUCUCACCAGUGUUCUGUACAAUGGCAUGAGCACUUCCCUCUUUCUACUGCUAAUACUCUCCCCAUACAACCAAGCAUUCUGCUAGCAUUUCCUGCUGCUCUAUUACAUUGUCUGCCUACCUUUAUGUCAUCAUAAUCACCCCUAAAUCCCUUUCCUCAGAUGUCGAGGUUAGGACUCUAUCAAAUAUUAUGUACUCUGCCCUUGGGUUUUUACAUCCAAGAUGCAUUAUCUUGCACUUAUCCACAUUAAAUGUCAGUUGCCACAAUUCUAACCAUUUUUCUUGUUUACCUAAAUCAUUUACCAAUUGGCUUAUCCCUCCUGGAACAUCAACCCUGUUACAUAUCUUAGUAUCAUCAGCAAAAAGACAUACCUUACCAUUAAGACCUUCUGCAAUAUCACUAAUAAAAAUAUUAAAGAGAAUGGGUCCAAGUACAGAUCCAUGAGGUACCCCACUGGUGACAAGUCCAAGCUUCGAAUAUAUUCCAUUAACCACAACCCUCUGUUGCCUGUCACUCAGCCACUGCCUUACCCAUUCAACAAUAUUGGAAUCCAAACUUAAAGAUUGCAGUUUAUUGAUAAGCCUUCUAUGUGCAACAGUGUCAAAAGCCUUACUGAAAUCUAGGUAAGCAAUGUCUACUGCACCACCCUGAUCUAUAAUUUUAGUUACCCAAUCAAAAAAAUCAAUAAGAUUAGUUUGGCAUGAUCUCCCUGAAGUAAAACCAUGUUGUCUCUGAUCUUGAAAUCCAUGUGUUUUAGAUGUUCAACAAUCCUAUCCUUUAACAUGGUUUCCAUCACUUUCCCCACUACUGAAGUAAGGCUUACUGGCCUAUAGUUGCCCGACUCCUCCCUAUUACCUUUCUUGUAAAUGGGUACAACAUUCGCUAACUUCCAAUCUUGUGGGACUACUCCUGUUAACAAUGAUUGGUUAAAUAAAUCUGUUAAUGGUUUUGCUAGUACACCACUAAGCUCUUUUAAUAACUUUGGGUGUAUUCCAUCAGGUCCCAUUGACUUAUUUGUCUUUACUUUUGACAGUUGAAAUAGAACCUCUUCCUAUUAUCAAUUCAUCAUUACUGGUUAUGGCUUUUCUCAGAAAUGCAUGAGGACCUACGGCAUGUGCGUGAAAUUCCUCAUUUCAGUGCUUCUCAUAGAGAUGCAUUUUAUCCAUUGCUUAACUACGAGAAGCCAUAGUCCUGAACGGCAUUCCCAUGCUGUGCGCAGCAACUCUGAACAUGAAGACCUUUGGAAAUUGAAGGACCUAAGGAGGAAGUGGCUCUAAUGGCUGUCCCUUUUAACAAGGGGGUUUAUCAGAGUGUAGGUUUGUUUUGAAUUCUCUUCUUUUGUAAUACAAGCUAAUCAUAGUGUCACUCUCCGUUAAAACAUUUUAUGAUUUGAGAGACAAACUCUCUCCAGCACAGCAUAUAUAGAUUAUUCUGUAAGACUGAAUAUGUAUAUUUAUUUAUUUAUAAAAUGUUUUACCAGGAAAGAUACAUUGAGAUUUCUCUCGUUUUCAAGUAUGUCCUGGGUCCACAAAACAUUGCAUUGAUACAUUAUGGUACAAUAAAAUAAAAAAAAACAAUAUUAAUACACAAUAUAUACAAAACAUAACAACAUAGAGCACGUAGGAAAUAUAUAAUCAACCAUGACAUGUGCAUUCUGUUUUGAGGUAUGUAGAGAGAGAUCUCUUAAAGGACUCUGGGCUUGGGGAAGAUUUUAAAGUGUGCGGGAGGUUGUUCCACAAUUGGAUAUCUGACCUCCAUCCAACAGGACGUUUCCCAGUGUAUCACACCUUACAUAUCCAGUUCUUGCAGUCACAUUCUGCUCUCGAUAUUGCCGUGGAAUAAAUCGCUUUAUUGAUUGAAAACCAUACGUUUUUAGCAAUUGUUUGUCAGUGUUAAAGAAGGCUAUGUAUUGAGUGAGACCACAUGAGCAUUGAGUGAGUUGCAUGUGGAUUCUAGAACAUCGAAAAUUGUUAGUAUCCUCAGAUUCCAGAAAUGUGGCUUUCAGUUUCAGACUGCGUUGCUACAUUGUUUCUCUUCUGGCCGUGAGUUUGAGACAUGUCAUUAGCAACUGGAGAGAAGGUGACACAUUUAAUUAUAGACCUUUUGGGAAAAACUGUAUUGGACUUGGAAAUCACUUUAAAUGGACACUGUAGACUCCCAGACCACUUAAGCUAAUUUAAGUGGUCUGGGUGCUGUGUCCCUUUUGCACUUAGUGAUGCAAUGUAAAACAUUGCAGUUCCAGAGAACUCCAGAGCUCUAAGUCUGCCCCCAGUGACUGUCUGCCAGGCAGGCACUGGGGGCGCAUUCGGAAUCCUAACAGACUUUUGUUAUCUGACGCUGGACGUCCUCACGAGUCAAACUCUAUGAAAGGCCAGGAAGUGCCUCUAGUGGCUAUCUACCAGACUCUCAAACUGCAAUGUUUACACCCGAAGAGCUAAAAUGACAGGGACAGUGCACCCAGAUCACUUUAAUGAGAUGAAGUGGUCUGGGUGCCUAUAGUGUCCCAUUAACUGUCUGACUACCAGAGGGUUGAGCAGCUGUAACGUGAUUUCCUAUGGUAGAGAAUUCGUGAUCAAUGUUUUAGACCGCUAUAACAGAAUUCAUGCAAAACAAAAACAACAAAACACUCAUUCUUUGUUUAUUUAACUGAUGUUAAGACAACAUUUUGCCUUUAGAAAACAUCAAUGUAUUUUAUAACACGGAAUGAUUUAGAAAAAUCCCCUCCCUUUAUCGGUGCAGAAUAAUGGCUUCCUGAUUCGUGAAAAUGUAUAUUUUAUCAUCCAGUGUUUUUUUUUGUUUGUUUUUUUUUUAUGGGACAUACCGUGGUUUAGUGUGUUGUGUCUCAGAAUAUGAGAGAUUCAGCUCCCUUUGGCUUUUGUGCAGCACUGAUUCGUGAGCUUGCUUGUUACAGCUCCCUGCUACAAUGAUAUCUUCUGCUUCAUUCUUUGCCUUGACUAACAAAGUCUAACAGCUGCCUUGGGUGGCAUAACCAAAUUCCAGGAUUCACCCUCGCCUCCGGCUUGGAAAUGAUUAUAGAGAGAACAGCGCGCAAAUCUAUUUUACAACAUGUCUAUAAAAUAUUUUUUUUUUUAAGCAACAGCAAACAGCGUUCCAUUCUUAUUAAUUACUAGCUACCUAUUCACAAUCUACCCACACCCAUGGAGUCUAGUCAGCAUUAGUUAAAGGCAAAGUUUCGUAGGAGCUGUAGUUCAUUGUAGGUAACAAAACAAACAAAAAAAACUUACUUUUACAUAGAAUUUGUAGUUCUUUUAGCAAUUCUGAGCUUUCUAUUUAGUGAAUAUCUCAAUUAAGACAAUUACCUCCUCUAAGUACUUUUGUUGCUCAAUUCAGAGACUGGCAAUUUAUAACAUCCUUUCAUUGUCAAGUCUGUGCUCGGUCCAAGGUGAAGUCAUUAUCCCUUGGAUUUUAUUAUUGCCAUGUUAUCUAUUUGUUUUUUGUUUUGUUUUGUAUUAUAUUCGUCUUAUUUUUAAUUAAGAAAAGGGAAAAUUGGAUGAGGACACAGGUUUAUUUGCAUAUUCUAAAAUCCAUACACCAUGGAUAUAGAUAUUGAUGUUACUUCACAGAUUUAUUUUAUUAUUAUUAUAAUCUUGACAAAUAUAAAUGCUAAUCCUAAAUCAAAUCAAAUCAAAAGAAACUUUAAAACAAUAUGUAUACAUAUCCCAUUUAGGAAAAUAUAUUAAAACAGAAGAACAAAGAUCUGACCGACACCCUAUAACAAUGUGCAAAAAGGGGGAAAUGGCGCUACAUAAAUAAAAUAAUCAUAGUAAUAUCCCUUGGAGAUAUGUAGAUAUACCAAGUCCUCCCAUUGCUAAUGAUGAAGCACCGACAAUGGUUGAAUAUUUUGGUAUUGGUAUUUUUACUAAAUUUGCAGUCACCCUAUUCUCUGGAUGUAUAUAUAAUAUUUUCACACAGAAGACCAUUCUAAGGUUAGACACUGGUUCAGUGUAACAUUUUCCAUAUACCACAUUCCUAGGAUCUAUAGCAUCCUGAUCAUUCACAACCUCCAUAAUAAUUGGUAAUGUGCUUUCCUACCGAUCUCACAAAAGGUUGAUCUGAAGUCUUGUAGACCAUCCAGCAAUUUACAUCUUUAUUUUUUAACUCUCAAAGCACCAUAAAUAAUAUUGUUUAUUUAUACUUGUUAUGGGCUGUGGUGCUGUUUGGGCAUAAGCAAUUCAUUUUUUUAGUCGCAUCAAGGGUAUCCACCAGCCAAACUCGACUCUUCCCUUUUUUGCACUAGUGUCACUGUUAGUUUAGUGUCCGUGACAGUGAUAAGUGUCUAAUUGUGGCAUUACGGAUUUAUUUAUUUUAACUACCACUCUCACAAUGUUCAGCCAGCCUGCUGAGCUUCAUGGGAAAUGUAACCUUCACACAUCUGCAUUGCUGAGGUUGUCCAUCACGGGCAAUGUGCUGUCGUUCAGCCCUUGCCUUCACCUUUCCUGUCCUUGGUGUUCUGAUCGGUAUAUUGGUGUUUUAGUGUAAUGAGGUUGUAUGUUGCCCAACUUAUCUUUUUGUGUACAGCACUGAUUAUAAUCAAAUCAAACUGUUCAUCUCUAGAUGGCCUUAAAGUGGGGAAGGGGGGGGGGGAGAGGGGGUCUCUACACCUUAGCGACCCCUAAGGUGUAGAGAGAGGGAUAUUUUCUGCAGUGUUAAAAUCAGAGUGGGGGAGGUGUACCAGCACAGAAAGGCUUCAUCUCACCUUGGGAGAAUUGCUAUUGAUCUAUCCAGCAGUGUGCAUCCUAAUGUAUUGCUGGGCUGGGUACCCAGAUCAUCAUUCCUGGCAAGUAAAAUUAAUAAGUGUUUCUCAUUUAACCCCUGGACCAGGGUAAGGAUAGAAUUUCUGUGUCUUGUUGUACCCUGUGCAGUACAUACAGUCGUGUUUUUUAAUUUAUUUUUUUGAUUCUCCUUCUGAUCAGUACUUAAGCAAUGUUGUUACUCUUGCAGAAUGUUGCUCAUUUGUGCAAUCUGUUAAUUUGCGUGCUUUGUUCCCAUCUGAGACUUCCUUGUAAUCUCUUCGUUUAAAGGUUUAUUUUAAGACUGAGCUACAUAUUUGUAAGAUGAGUAAACACAUCCCUUGUGGUCUGUCUUAGAGGAGCAUUAUCCUGCGACAUUAAUGCUAGGGUUGUUAAUGAUUUAAUUACAAACAUGCACAGGCGAAGCAUUUAGAUGUUAAUUUUUCUUUUUCCAUAAAAUCCCGUUUAUCUCGUUCGUAACGGUGGGGAAUCCACGUGAUAAACAGAGGAUUCUUAAAAUGAAAGCUGUAAGAAAAUGUUAAUAGAUUUUAGAAGCAAGUAGAUUUCAGAAGUUAAAAAAGUCACCUUUUAUGGUCUCAAACAUGUUUGAAAGGUUUCCAAAUAGGAGUAUUUCUAAAAAUUAAAGAUAAUUUCAGUGCAUGCGUUCAUGGCCUAGCUAUGUAAGUAUAUAGAUAGGACUGUUGUGAGAAUGAUCAAUCUGUUUUAUUCAUCUGUGUCGUUUUAUCUAAAAGCGAAUGUGGGCAGGACAUUGCUGUGUUUGUUUAUUUGAAUAAUCCUGAUGGCAUUCUGUGAGUGUUGUGGAAAUCCACAAUAUUAUUCACUGAUAUUAGAAUUGUAGUGAAUAUCACAUUUUAGGCCGCAUUUGCAAAAUGUACAAAACAAGUCAGCCAAGUUUUGUUAUUUCUGCGUGUUUCAGUAUAACCCUGUUUUUCUAGAAAGAACGUUUUGUUUAUGACUUGUAGAUACCGUUCAGCGGUAUGUCUGAGGAUUGAUUAUAAAUAUGUGUAUUAAAGGUUCUGUUUACAGCACCAACACACCCACAUGUUGACUGUAACUGUGGAAUAGAAUGCAAGUCUUCUUACAUAUAUUAAAAGUCCUUGAAUACAUUAAUGUAACCGUGAAAAGAAGAUAAUGGCCUUUUAUUUUCUUUUAGAUCUAAAGAAAACACUGGCGGUUCUGCUGGAUAAUAUUUUACAACGCAUUGGGAAACUAGAGUCUAAAGUGGAUAGUCUGGUGAUUAAUGGUACAGGGUCGAAUUCCACAAACGGUACCACGACUGCUAUCCCCAGCAUUGGAGCUGGGGAUAAACUUAACGUAGCAGGUAUGUAGCUAUUGCAAUAUUGUAGCAUUAUGUACAUUAAUGCAGGGAUUGUAUAUAUCUGCUGGUAAUGCAGUGGAGUGCGUUUGUUAGCUUAAUGGGGCAGGUUUAUAUAUGUUUGUAAAUUAAUUCAACAGUUAAUGCUUGAAUGUGUGUGUGUGUGUAUGUAUGUGUGUGUGUGUGUGUAUAUAUAUAAUGUGUGUGUGUGUAUAUAUAUGUGUGUGUGUGUGUGUGUGUGUGUGUGUGUGUAUGUGUAUAUGUAUAUAUAUAUAUAUAUAUAUAGAUAUAGAUAUAGAGAUAGAGAUAGAGAUAUAGAUAUAGAUAUAGAUAUAGAUAUAGAUAGAUAUAGAUAUAGAGAGAGAGAGAGAUGGAUUAUAUCUAAUUAUAAAGAAUGUACUUGCCAUAUAUAUUAUAUAUUUACAUAACAAUUCACGUCUAGGUUAAAUCUCUAUCUUGUAGAAUAGUACUGCGUUGGGUGUACCUCUGUUAGUAUGUUAAUGUGGUUUGUGUGUGUGUGUUAACGAGGGUCUGCCACUUCAGAGCAGCAGAGGCAGGAAGUUUAAAAAAAAAAAAAAAAACCUUAUCUCUGCUGCACUUCCACAUUGCAGCAUCAUCGCCUCCCAAUAUGCCUCAGAAAAUUGUAUGUGUGCUCGGACAUAUACCUGAAACCAUUUUGUGCAUGCAAAUGUGUGCUCUGAAUUUUCUCAAACCGUGUUGUGUGUGUGUUUGUGUGUGUAUGCCAUUAAGGGGUUAAAUAAUUACAUACAUUGCCCAGCCUGGCAAAGUAUGUAAAAAUAAGAUGGGGAGAAAAAAAAACAACACAUUUUAAAGACUUUUAGCAAAACCAAUAGCUAACUUUUAGUUGGUUGGUUAAUAAUAUGACAGUUCCCCUUUAAUACAGUGAGUGUAUAUAAGCUGUGUAUGUAUACUUGUUUUAUUGGACUAACAUACUUAAAAGACUUUCGAGAGUUUUCCUCUCUCUUCCUCAGAUCUGAAGCAACCUUAGGAAGAGAGGAAAACUCUUGAAAACUUGUCUUUUAAGUAUUAUGUUCGUCCAAUAAAAAGGUAUCAUUGCAUAUUCUGGUAUUUUGGCAUCUUGUCUACUUGACUAAUACGACUCAUCCAGUAUAAAUAUUCGGGCAGCUUGUUGUAGUUUUCUGGUUUUGUAAAGUGUCUGUAAAUAUGACUGUUUGCAGCAUUUCUUUGCAGUGUCUGGUUAAACACUCACACACAGCUGUUAAAAUAGGCUAAACCUGUUUUUGGGUUAAAUGAGUACUAUAAUUUCAGGAAUACAAACAUUUAUUCCUAACACUAUAGUGCUGGAAUACAUAGACCCCACCCCCUCUCUGUAGAGAUAAAGUAAAUUUUUUCACCUUUACUCCACAGGCACACUGGUCUUGCCGCAGUGCCAAUUGAAUCAAAGCAUCUCAAUGUGAAAUAUCAGUGCUGCACACUGUGCAGCAUUGACAUAGGAAGCACCUCUAGUGCCCCUCUGAGCGACUGCCACUGGAGGUGUUACUAGCCAGCAACGUAAACACUGCCUAUGUAAAUUUGUACCUAUCAGUUGCCAUUUGUGUUUUGUGCCCAGCAGAAUGAGGUAAUUGGUUUUCCCGAUGAAGCAGCUGUAAUUUGGUUACUAUCAAUGUCACUUUUGCUAACAAGCUUAUACCACAGUUUUACAUCUCUUAAAGGGAAAGUAAGGCGUUUAACAGGAUAUCUGUUAUGAAAAUGUAAUAUCUAGAAUGUUCUCCGUGAUUUUAUGUUUGCAUACAGAAUCAGGGAUUUUCUAUAAAGACUGGCACUUGGAGCUGCAGAAUCUGUCUGAAAUGUAACCCUGAUAUUGUUGUAUGGAUUUUUGUGAACUGGAACUAAUGCAAAACAAAUACAAAUGCUCCUCUUUAAAUGAACUCUAAACGUGUAUUUGUAGUAAUUGGCUGGGGUUUUCUGAAUGAAUCCUGAUCUUUUGUUUUUUAAUUGCCCCAUGUUUGAUCUUUAUCCUAAAGAGCAAUCAUAUACAUAUUCUCCCCACCUUCUCAUGACUUUACAGAGGGACUGGGGUUACUCACUUCAUCACCCCAGUAAAUGCAAUUUUACCGCUCACUAAAGAAAUGAAUGCAGCGGAAAUUAGUGUUAAAAAAAAAAGAAGUACUUCUGUGUUAUGGUGACUGUACCAACCAGGUUGUCUCGCUGUUGGUAUAUUCUACAUGCGCUCUGAGAGUCCACAAAAAUUAUAAAAUUUUAACAAGUUUUAGCGGAUCAAUAGCUAACUUGUUGAUCUUUACGCUAGCGUUGCACACCUCUGGUUUCUGGUUUUCACUUGAUCUUGUUGUAUUUUACUCACUUGAUUUAUUAUUUAUAUGUGGUUAGUAAAACACUGUUGAAUUUGUGGCAAAGUAUUCUGCUAGCUUCAUUUUCUCAUCUGCGGCCCUUUGUCUAGGUGCACAUUGUAUCGUUAGUAACUCGAAGUCGUGCUAGGUGUGUCACUGAUAAAUAAGUGUCUUAAAUGGAAUAGCUGUUUGUUUUGGACCAUGUCAUAACUCUCAAGUAACCGUAUUUAAGAGGGACUGUUCUUAUUUUGUUCCCGAAUCACCCAAAAUUUCUCUGGACAGCCUGCCCCUAGCUACACCCCUAAAAUUAUUAAAGUGUCCCUGUUGGUCCAUUUGAAUUGAUGAGCGGUAUUAUUACUUCAAAUGCAUGUGUGGCUAUAUCUGAUACUACCCUGAUCAGCUGUUAUUCUAAAUCGGAAGGUUUCAGCUACAACACCUGCUACUUUUACAACGGGGCGGACAUUUUGCUUUAACCCCUUAAGGACGCAUGACGUGUGACAUGUCAUGAUUCCUUUUUAUUCCAGAUGUUUGGUCCUUACGGGGUUAAGGGAUCACUAUAGGGUCAGGAACACAAACCUGUAUUCCUGACCCUACAGUGUUAAAACCACCAUAUAGGUAGCUUGCUCCCUACUUAGCCCCCUCAGAAUGGGUUAAAACUCACAUUAUUUUCAGCUCUCCACAGGGCUGCUGACGCUGGCGCCGCCCCCUUGGUGACAUCAUCAAAAUAGCCGAUUUUUAGCCAAUCCAAUGCUUUCCCGUCUAAGGAGUGGCCACUUGGCGGUCUUCCUAGGGGCAAUGUAAACACUCUGAAAAGGCAGUAUUUACAUGAAAAUACCUGAAAGGAGCUAUUAUACUCACCAGAACAACCAAAUGAAUCUGUAGUUGUUCUGGUGACUAUAGUGUCCCUUUGAGAUUUUUCUUGGACAUGCAUGUAAAGUGAAAUGUUUAUAUGUUCUAUAUUUAACAUUUAAAAGGCUUCCUUACAGGUUUCUAAGAUACUAGAAUAACAAUAGAGGUUAUGUUUUUACAGUUUCACUGAGCAGUAAAAAAAUAGCUGUAUAAUUAGUGCACACUCAUUUGCAGUCUUAGCAUGUAGGUAGCCAUUUUUGUUUGUCUAUAGUUUUUUAUUGAAUAUUUUUCAAGGAUAAAAUGACAUACAGACUGUGUACAGUGAGCAUUGAGAUAAAGCAUUGUCCGAAAUACAGUUAGAAUUAAGUGAGUUAACCAUCAACAGACGUAUGAUAAACAAUGUGCAGAACAGUGUUCUGGUGAUAGUACUGAAGCGAUCUCUGGCCAUUCAUGAUAUAAGUAUUCACAUCAGACUGGGGAGUUAAGGGUGGGUACAGAAAGAAAGUAAAAGGGGAAGAGAGCUGGGAGGUAACAACAGAAUGAUGUGUUUAAUUGUUCGGUGUUGAUUAAUGCCAGGGAGAGUAGGUUCAUCCACAAGUUCCACAUCUCGGUAAUUUGCUCUUGCUCUACACUGGACAUGGCUGAUAUGCAUUUAUUGAUACAGUAUUGGCUACUUUUUUCUAUUAAUGCACUCUUUGUGGGGCAUAUAGUACGCUUCCAGUUAAUGGCUUUUAAAUUACGGGCAGCUUAAAUAAUUAGUGCCACCAGUCAUUUGAAGGGAUUAGUUGCACCAGGUGGAAAUUGUAGGAACAAUUAUGUAGUUGGGUCAUGAAAGGAGCCAUUUUGUUUCACAAGACUCGACUCAUUUUCAAUCCUAAAUUAAAGGUCAGCUAAAAGUAAAUAUCAAUUUUAAGGCUAAGGUAGUUGAACUGCUGAACUGCAGCGGAAGCUCCCUCAGUGGCUGUCAGUAUAACAGCCACUAGAGGUGUAUUUUAAUCCUUAGAGGUAAACAUUGCCAUUUCUAAAAAAUGACAAUGUUUCACAAUGCAGGAUUAAAUUGACAGGACCACUGCACCCAGGCCAUUUCAGUGAGAUGGGUGACUUUAGUGGUCCUCUAAGGGAAGGUUUUAAUAUAAUGUGAAGGCUUGUUUUUUUUUUGUUUUUUUUUUCUUGUAAAUUGCAGUUUUAAAGAUCUAUCUAGCUUCUUAUAGAUCUUGUCAGCUUAACUUGCACAUGCUACUCUCUGACUGUUGAUGUAACCACAUCCAUUAAAGAGACUUUAAAUUAUGUUUUCCUGUAUUUUUAUCACCAAGGACCUUUCUUGCAUUAUGUCUGCAGUUUCUCCAAUAAUUUACUACACCCAGAACCUUUUAUUCCAGAACACUACUAAUGUAAUAUAGAUAUAUCAUCAUGUCAUGUUAAUAAAAAAUAUAUAUUUUUUAGGUUUGUCUGUUUACUUUGCUGCACUACGUGUGUGGCAUUCUCGCAUAAGUUUAUACAUAUACUGUAUAGACAAAAGCCUGGUUCCUCUAAAGCCCAAACUAAUUUUAGUUACAUAUAUGCAAAUAAUUUAAUCUAAAUACUUAAUUUUUCUUAGAAUAGGCUUUCAUUCUUGCAUUUGUUUUGUGGUCUCCUCAAAGAUUAUUAUUGUUAUCAAUUGGCCUUGGGACCUUUAAUUCACUGAUUAAACCUUGCUUAGUCAUCUCAUCUCCCUCUCGUUAAUUAGCCACAAGCCUGAUAUUCAUUCUCUGAAACUGCUAUGUUUAUAGAAGAAAGAGUUAAUCCUAGAUGGACCUGGCACCCAGACAACUUCAUUAAGCUGAAGUGGUCUGGGUGCCUAUAGUGGUCCAUUAAGCUAAUUGUCAAUAUAGUCUUAAAGGGAUACUCCACUGCCCAAAUAAAACAAAAUCACUGUUUAGUAGAUAUACCCCCCAAAAACACGUACAUUUAACUACAAUUAAAAAAAAUAAAAUUAAAUUAAGGUAUAUCUAAAAACAACUGCAAGAGCUGUGGAUGUUUUGUCUACAGCCUUUGCAAGCCCUCCCCUUCUAACCCAGCCCACCCUUUCUGUGGCUGCCCAAUGCAGCUCAAUGAGAAGAAUUUGCAAGGCUGGUGCAUUGGGCAAGUUCUGCCUCUUGAGUUUUACUCCACUGAACCAAAUAAACCAGGAAGUAACAGAAUCUGUUGUCUGACAGCCAGAAGUUGUAACAAGGUUAAUUUAUAAAAGUGAAAAUUUCUAUUGAAAUCUGCACUUUUUGUCAAAUGAAAAGAUAGAACACACUCCUCGCCCGUAGACCAUUUCAGCAAACUGAAUUGCUUUAGGAGUUUGAAGUGUUCCUUUAAGCCGCUGGCUGGCAGUUUGUUUUGUUCAAACUUUAACAUACCUGAAGCUACAAAGCGUUCUUCUACACAAUGACAUUGGUUUUGGGUGACGGGUGCCAAUGGAGAAGCUUGCCACGCAGCAUGCAGAUGGUUAAGACUGCUCAUUGGCGUGGUACGAUGAUCAGAAGGUGUUCUGUGUUAGUUUAAUGACCAGAUGUUCUGAGCAGCUUAGAUACAUGAAUGUAUAUCUACCUGCUUCUUUUUUUUAUCUUCACUUUUUCUUGUUUCUGGGGAUCAAUGAACCCGUACAGAAGCUCUGUACACUAGGUAGAUAAAAGAACCUUAUUCCUACAGAAACCUAACACAACACACCAUGUAAGGUAAGACUGCUGGACAAUCUCCAAGGGUCAGGUUUGCGGAAUUAAUCUCCUUUGCAGAAGUUUCUAUCUCCUCGUUUCAUCUUACUUGCAUUCAUUGGCGCUUGGCACCAGUUAAGCUCAUUGAUUGUAUGACUGUCGUUGGUCUGCUGAGAACAAAUAGCCUGUCUUGUCACUUCCAAAAUACAAGGUGAUUAAAAACAUUUUUUUAUCUUUUAUUUUUUUUAAAUCUGUCAAGUAGUUUAUUUUCUGUUCACUUCAGAAAAUGUAGUAAUUAUGUAGCGAGGUGGCAUGCAGGCUCUUGUCAUUCAAUCGUUGUAGAAGUCAAAGCUUGUAUAGCCAGGCUUUUUGUCUUAUAUAACUGUGUGGUGAAAGAGACACUCCGAUAUUUAAUACAUUAUAUUGUAAUGUAUGAAAAAGUAGAACACUCUCCAAAGUUUUCUGAUCCAUGCAGGUUGGAAAGCGGCUUACACCUGUUGGCCAGUCCUAGCCAUCCUGUUACGGUGUGAUUGUUUAUAGUCUAUACAUGAUUUUAUGAGUUUUAGACAUUACCGCAUGGGUACAACUGUGCUACUGGCUUAUGAGGAAGAAGCUGUUAUAGCCAUUGGCAGAGGUGUAGGGGCUUGCAUAAUGUGCAUACAAGUACUUGUACUGCCGUGAGGGGAAUCCUUAUAACUUCAGUGAUUUUUACAAGUUGCUGCAGCAUUAUGUAACCUAGAGAAGCCAAAAGGGGGUGGGGGGGAUUUCUUACACCUCUUCCAGGAUUAUGCUUUGUAAUUUUUAUUGAGCCUUCAAGAGGAAGAGCCACUAAUCCUUACUUUACAGUAAGAAUUACAUUAAAACAAGACGCAUCUUGUGGAAAAAAACCAACCUCAGCAUCCCACAAUCCAUAGCUCAUGGGUGCACAUUAGGAGAAAUGACAUGUGUUGAAGGUAGGACAGCACUCUGCAGCCUUUACUGUUGUUCUAACAUUUAAUAAUGCUAAAAGUUUUUGCUCAUUUUGUUUUUGCUAAUUUCUUUGACGUACAGUAGACCGGUAAUAAUUCUUUGGGAGAGAAUGUUGAUAAUUUUGGUAAAGUUGAAUUUCCUCUUCAUUCCCCAAGAUCUGCAUGUUUUUGUUUAGUUGUUUUUUUUUUUGUUUUUUUUUUCACGUGGUUGGAGAUAAUCAACUUGUCAUCAAAUUCUCACCCUUGAAAAAUGGUGGUUGGAUUCUAUCCAGUGGUUUUGUGCCAAAAAAAGCAGCAUCUGAUUUUUUUUUUUUUUAAUGUAUUUUUUAUUUUAUUUUUAAACUCAGAGGAGAUGAAGGCAAACCUUAUAAGAUCUGACCCAGAAACAAAAAUUGUUCUAUUUGCUUGGAAUCCCCUUAAUCUUUCUCUCUGCCCUGUAAGGCUCCGGCUGUAAAUCAUCCUUUUCCUAGUAACGUCUUAUUGUAGCAGUUCAAAAAUAAUAGUCCAGUGCACUAAAAACUCAAGCCCAAUACAUGUAAAGGCAGGGAAGUCCCAUAUUUAUUGAUCACACAUUUUUUUAAAUACCACUAAUAAAUGUUUUGAGCUUUCAAUAUACUGCACUAUCUGUGGGUUUUUUAUUUCUCUCACCUUCCCCUUUUGUUAUUGUGAGUCAUUUUUACAUGUAAGAAGAUUAAGGAACAAUAUUUCACAUUGACUUUCCUGCAUUUCUUUGUAUUGGACUAGAGUUUUUAGUGCUCUUGAAGGCCCUUCUAGUACAUUGCCAUUGACCAGGACUGGGGAAAUUGCCAAAUAUCUGCUAUAUUUGUCGUUAACCAGAGCUGGUUAUACUUCCUUAAUCAUCGUUUACUGAAAAUGAUUUUCUAAGUAAUUCCAUAAUUUGUAUAAAUCUUUUCAUCUACCUCCUGUUUUUAUCAGGAAGCACUAAGUUCAUCUCCCCCCAUCUACUUUCUCUGUGUUCUUUAUUAAUUAGUUUUGAUUUGAUCCUCAGCCCAGAGCAUCGCUUGGGACUCAGUUUCCUUUCCAUUUUUGGAGAACAAUGCUUUGGUCAAAUUCUUUCUGUUCCUUGUGCUGAUCUGGAAAACAUCCGUUUAGUUUCUCUACUUUUCACUUUUCACUCUGGAAAAAGUAACUGAAUAGGCCAUGGUCGUCCCCAGACAAACAGUAAAAUUGGCCUUUAGUUGGUCUCCAAGCUCUGCAAAUCUGUGUUAAAAAACAGACAGAGAUCCUUUUCUUAAGUGUAUGUUUGCCGAAGAGCAACUUUAUAUCUGAUUCACUGUUGUUAAGCUUUUUCAAUGACAAAAUAAGUAGGAGUAAUGUUUUUCUCAUUGCUAGCCGAUUCUAGAGUUUGCAAAGAUUAUUAUAAAGAACUGUGUGUCUCACAGAAUUGACGGCCACCCACAAAGGUAGCCAGUGUGUGUGUGUGUGUGUGUGUGUGUGUGUGUGUGUGUGUAUAUAAUAUUUCUUUUAGCCUUUGUUGAAAGAGUAUGCUGUAAAAUGUGGAUUGCCCUUCAGUCAGCAUUCUGAUCCCCCUCAAUACAAAGUUAUUUUCAUUCGAAAAUAACAAACUAGCAUAACAUUUAUUUGAAAUAUGGGAUGCAUAAUUGGCUGUCCAGUAGUAUAUUCGCAUAGAAGCUUUUUUGGGGGGUGGGGUGGGGGGCAGAAUAAAAUGUCACACUAAGAUAUAUUAUAUUGGAAUUAAAGGGGCGAUACCAUGAAGAGAGAGAUUUAUGCCAGAGAAUGGCUGACGAGAUAGGUAGAAUGAGAAGAAGAAUUCGAGACGUAGUAGAUGAGACCGAUGUCAGAACGCAUGAGAUAUUGUAAUCCGAAGGGAUCAGUUAGUUUACCAAGAGAGGAGCGUCUGAGCAUACAGAAUUUAUUAGAGGUAUUGAGAGGAUAGGAUAGCGUGAAUGAAGUACCAGCUUGUCCUUAUUGUACAUGAAUGUAGCUAAGCACAUUGUGAUUCUGUUUAUUCUAAAUAAAUAAAAUUGUGUGCUAGUUCACUGGUAAAGCAGGUUUUAUUUAUAUCACUGAAUUCUCAACAGCUGAAAGCCGCGAUGAUGGUCAGGCCCGGAUAUAUAGUUUGUUGAUUUUUCUCUCGCAUCUUUCUGGGGUAUAAGGUAAAAGCAAAAGAUUCCCUCCGGUGCUGCUCUCGGUAGCAGGUAUAGAAGGCAGUUACCAAAUAUCGUCUAUCACCUGCAUGUCCUGUAGUACAGCUAGCACAACGAGAGACACCAUAGCUUCCUUCAGGAACAGAUUUAACAUAACGGAGCCGCCCCCCCUGGACCCAGGCCUCAAAUGUUUGCUUCGUACGCAUUAACACAUAUAUAAAAUUGAAAGACCACUUUGUACUUUUAUAAACCACUGGGAUUCGUUCUUUCUAAAAUAUGGGCAGCAUCCAUUGUAUUCUAGUUCCUGUUAUAAUAGUGUUAUUUAAAACAAGCAUGGCAGAUAUGUUUAUAAUAGCAUUGUUGUGACUGUUUGGGAUUAGGAGCUUGCAGUUAGUGUUCUGCACUGUCACCAGCCUCUGCCAAGCUGCAGUGGGGUCUACAGGCCUUAUCAGCUUUCAUGUCUGUGAGGGGUAAACAGCUGUACCACAUGCUUGGUCGAUAUGCAAUGGCUCUUGCAAUAGAGCUGCAUUCUCAAAAGGCAUAGCUAUAAAAGCUAUUUCACGUUUUACUCAGAGUAUAAAAGGAAUCCGUACUGGGAUAUGUUUGUUGAAAAGCAACCUAGACGAGUUGGCACAAUUCUUUCUGUAGCUAUUGUAUCAAUGCCAUGCCACUGCGUAGAAUAUUCCACCAACCUGGGAAAGCAAUCUUCAAUCAUUCUAUUAUCUCUGUGAAUUGCUUGGCAACAGUUGUCAAAUAUUUCAUUCCGUGUUGAUUUUACAGUAUUUCUGGGCUGCAUUGCUUGCCUGGACAAUUUGGCAGCUCUCGGUGUAGGGAGACAAAUAAAUUCUGGUCGGUCCUGUUAUCAAACCAUCAUUGGGUCACUCGGUCACAGUGAUUUGUGGGACAGAGAGCCAGCAGCUGCUGCCCAGCUUUCUUUUUCAGAAGCCAGGGUUGUCAGUCACCAUUCAUGCUGUGUUUAAGGUUUAUCCUGGUACACAGAGAGAGCUGAAAUAGCAGGUCUAUGAUGGACAGAGACUGCAGAACCACCGUAGAAUGUUUCAAGGGUAUCUCAACAUUGGUAUUCAAGUAUUUUAGGAGUUUAUUUCCUAAUCAGUGCAUUUUCAAUUGGUUGAAAAAAAUAGUCAACAUGUAAAAAAAUAAAAAUUAAAAACCAGGGCUGCUGCAAAUAUUUUAUCCAACUUAUUUAACCCUAUAUUUGCAAUGCAUUAUCAUUUCAUUUCAAACAUUACGCGCAGAUUAUUGAGUUAUUUUGGUGAUCACCACCUCCGUUCUGUUCGUGUAGCCUGUCCUGCUAGGCAGCAGACUUCUUCCUGCUUAGGAGUUCAGGAGUUUAUUUACUAAACAUUGCAUUUGCAAAUGAGCUUUAGCAUUAGAACAACACAGACCAGGACAGGGGUCUCGCUUGUUGUGUAUGCUAUGCAACCGGUUAUUUACCUGUGCAUAGAAAUUUUGAAUAGUGCGCAAGUAACUUUUUGUUUUCUUUUUAUUGUAUGUAUUGAGGCUGAUGAGUACUAUAGUCAUUGCUGCCGCCCAGGAGUGGUGGGAGUUUGAGCGCUGGGCUUUUGUAUGUAAAAAAAAAUAAUUUGCUUUUUUUUGUUCCAGAUUUAAUUAAUGGGGCCCAGGAACAGUGUGAAUUGCCUCCCAUGGACGGCUACCCUCACUGUGAGGGUAAAGUAAAGGUAAAACAUUUGUAUUUUAUGUAUUUACACAUGCACCCGUGAUGUCAUGGUAUGUUACGGUAUGAAAACCAGGAAGUAAGAUUCCCGACUCUCAUACCUAGAGGGCUUGGAGGUGUGGCUUGAAGCCGUGCUUCCAAGCCUUCUGAUUAGUGAAGGGUUUAAGGGUUUUGGGGCAGGUUAGCAGGCACUAUAACCACUUCAAUAAGAUAAAGUUUUUAAAGUACCGACAGUGUUCUUCCUUUUACGCUCGAUGAAAGUACUUUAAAGUGGUUAAUGUCCCAUUGUGGACAACAAGUGAUUGAAUCCACCAACUGCAGCAUCUCAUCACAAACUCUGACUGUUCUGAGCUUGAAAUGAGUGCCAUAAAUUGAGCCAUGAGCACUUGGCAAUGACCAACUAGAUAUUUAAAAAAAUAAAUUCUAAUUAAAUAUUGAUAUAUUAUAUAAAAAAAGAUGAAUGAGUUCUACAUGGUGGUCACCUAUAGCCAUGUUUGUAACAAUGACCAAAUGUUGUGCAGUAAUCUGUAAGUAAAAAGGAUAUAUCUUUUCCAGGAACACAACAAAUAUAACCUUUUAUCUUGCUAGAGAUCAGUUAUAUCAAGUUGGAGUCACACGUGAAAAUGUGUCUGUCUUUGUUUUUUUGUUUUUUUAAGAAGAAGUCUAAAAUAGUCAUUGUGCAGUCCUUAUCUACUUCAUAACUCAGCUGGUGCGUGCAAAAAUACAAUACAUGUCCGCAAUACAAACAAUAACAUAUGUUUACAUGUUUUUUUAAUAUCUCAAAUUCUGUAUUAUUAUGAAAGCUCUUAGAAUAUUUCUAGAAGUGUAAUGUAUGACUUUAUUACAGUACUGAUGGUCUUUUCUUGGCUCCUUUCUAGUGGAUGAAAGACAUGUGGCGAUCAGAUGUAUGCUACUCAAACUAUGGCGUUGACGGAUCCACUUGCUCCUUUUUUAUUUACCUCAGUGAGGUUAGUUUUGGGUACACCAUAUUGUUUACGCAAGGAUUUAACAAGACUCUGUUGUGUUUUUAACAAAACUAAAGUUUGUCAUAAUCUUCCUGGUUUUAUUUAUUUUCCCCCAGUUUAAUUGCGAUCUGUGGAAUACUCCGGAAACACAGCACACGAGAGAGAGAGGAAUACAACACAUCUCUUAUAUCUUAUAAAACUAAAGCACUAUAGCUAUUACAGAUCUGCAAAGUAACAUAUUGAUAUAUGCUACAAGAGUCAAAAGUACAUUUUUCAUGAUAGUUCCCCUCUGAAACUUCAUAAAUGGGGGAGGAGACAGAAUGUUAUGGGAGCUACAGACAUAUUGUCUGUACAGCUAAAUCUAGGUGUUUAACUAAGAGGUAGAGAUCAAAGGAUAAGUGUCUUUUAAUCUAUAGAUAUUGUCAGCACAUUUUAUAAAUUAAAUCCAUACCUACCUUAAAGCCAUCUUGUCAUCCCAUCCGUGCAAUUUGACAGAUUCACUUUAAAGCAAAAGCUUGUUAUGGUGUAAUCAAAGCCUCCAACUCUGUACGAUUGGCAGCAUUUGGCAUUUAUGAGUUAAUGUAAUCUAUUUUUAAUGUGUUCUUAAAUCUCCAACAAGCUGUCUUUGAAGUGUGUAAAACAAUACAAAGUUAACCUCACACAAUGCCCUUAUUUCGCCUGUUAACACGCAGCUGAAAAAGUUGGAAUCUUAAAUGUUUGUGAGCGCAAGCAUGAAAUUAAACUCUAUUACAAUUAUAUGACUGUAUAAUGUUUGCAGCCUGCCAAAGAUUUAUAGAACAGAAUAAUUUGUCAAAAAGAGAACGUUUCUCCCCAGUCUCUAAUCAACAUGUGGUAUCGUCAUGCCAUGAAAAAUGCAGCAUGCUGAUUGGACAUCACAUCUUCCCUCUCUCUCGCUAAUCUGUUCUAUAAACCGCGAUUAUUCAUUUAAGAUGAGCGUAUUUUAUUGAUUAGAAAUCAGUUAUACCUUCAUGUUCAUAUCAUAUGUGUAAGUGUAUAUAUAGGUGAUAAAAUAUUUUCGGUGGUUUUCUCAGAAUUCUAAAGUCAGCGGCUCAUUUAACAGCUCAAAAGCAAUUUUCAGAGAUCUCAUAAAGUGCAUUUAUAUCUGUCUAUCUAUGGAUUUAUAUUGCACAUAAACAGGGCAAUCCUUGCUUCUAUCUUUUUAUGAAUUUAUCUAGCACGUAAACAUAGCAAACCUUGUUCUAAAGAGAAUCACUACUUUAUUAUUUUAUGGCGUUGUUUCUUAUGGGCUUUUUUUCAAUCAGAAACACUACAGCUCAUUGUAAUUGUUAUUGUGUAAAGAGUCUUUGGGUGCUGCCAAUUCCCCCCAAUGUUUGUGAAGGUGAUCCUCAUUUUAUUGAGCUCAUAUGUGACUUUAGCAGAGUUUGAGGAUUUUUUUUAAGGUCAGCUAUUUUUGCAUAAAUUUUAACUGGUUUUAGUUCAUAGUUUAGUCAUUAACCUUGUUUAUUUCAUAUUUUCUGAAUGAAGUUAGUUUUGUGAUCUGUGCGGCAUCUCUUGGCAAACACCCAAUACUUUAUAUGAAAGGUUAGUUAGUUUUCAAUGUGUCAUGAUGCUCAAUAAAAAUUGCUUUGUUAGAAGUUGCAACGCCUUUUCUGGUUUAAAGAGAAAUAAAUAUGUACUGAGAAACAAAAACGAGUGCCAAUAGUUUGCAAAGUAAUUUUCUCUUGCAGUAUUGAAAAAUAGAAAUGUCAGAACAACCUAUAAAGAACGUCUGUGAUACCAGACCUCAAGCUGUGUUUGAGACAGAUCGAAAUCCAGAUGCAGGCGAUAUGCCCCAAUCGAUUGUGUACCAUUUAAUUCGUAAUAUGCUCAUUAAUCUUUGUUGCAGUGUACGUUUGAAGUAUUUAUUUGUAGACAAGAACAGUCCUUUAUGGUGUUUUCAUUUUUUUUAACCAAAUUCUUCUCCUUUGCGACUGUUAAAGGCCACAUUCAGGAGACGGAACUUUCUAUCUUAUAUAUAAUCAUCUGUAACAGAAAGAGCAUUCCUUCAUGGUAGUCAGGACAGGCUUAAAAUGGACCCUCCUCCAACUCUUUCAAUUAGUUUGUUUAUUCUGUACCAGUGACUGUUGGCUGACUGACAUUUCAUUUAGUUUUCCAGUUUUGCGUUUGUAGGGAGCUUUCUGAACACCCACUUUUUUUUCUGCAUUGUAGCAUAUGCAAUUGUUUCUGGAGUAAGUGGUGGAGGAACAUGUGCAAUAAAGUUACCAAAUGACUUCUUGUUGCUAAGGAGCAAAGUUGUUGGUAAAUGCAGACGGAUGACUCUUAAAACACCAUAACUACCUAAAUUACAUUAUCACAUCCUUCUGUUUGGUAAAGUGACCAGCCAUCUAUGCUUCCCCCACCCCAAUGUUUUGUUCAAUACAAGUACAUAACAUUCUCUGGCUUUCUUUAAUUUGCAUUAGAAAUGUAAAAGGGGAUCAAUUCUAGCCCAGAAUUCCCCUUGAAGAUUGGCUACAUAACUGAUGCGUUUACAGAGAAGCAAAGAUCAAGGGAUCACUAAAAUGGACCUUCUAGAGGAGAUAGAGGCUUUAGUUUGUAAUGACAAAUUGGAAGACUAGAAUGUGCAAACGUGGAUUUUGACAGCAGGAAACCAAACUGAAUUAUCUAACUUUAUUCUUAAUUUCUUAAUGUUGUUUUAUGCACAGUCUAUGCUUAGCGUUCUUGAAAGUCUUCUGCUGUGUCUAUUGCUACUGCUUCCCCUGGACGGUGUUUCUGUGCAUCUAUAACCAUUUCAAUAAUAAUUAUAAAAACCAUACAAUUCCUUGUUACCCCUAAAUUUCCUUCUCUGUCAUAGCUUCCCUCUUUCCGGUUAAAUUUCUGGAGAAGUUUCCAUAAUAUCCCAAUUCGUUUUCUGUUCCAAGCUAUUCACGUUGGUUGGAGCCUGUCAGAACAUCUUGUAAUAUUAUUUUUAUUAUAAUAAAUAGUCAAACACUUCACUAUUCUACAACACCAUCUUUAAAUGUUCUUUAGUAUAUUUAUCUUUCUGAAGAUGAGGGGGGGUCUGUUUACAAAACUGGGAGUUGUGACGAAUUGACAAAGAAGGGACAAAAAUUCUAAAACUCACACUUUUUCAGCUCGAUAUUUUGAUAUUAAAUUUGCAGCUCACUUGGAGUUCGCUGUAACUCACAGCUUAGUGAAUAAACCAAAGAAUGUUCUUACAAUUGAUCUAUGAGGUGUUAGUUGUGCCACCUUUUUUCCUGCUCCCAAACCUCCCACAGUUGGAAUAUUAAACCGUGAUAUUACUUUGAGUGGCCAAGAGCUCAGUACAGCCAUCGAUGGCAUUUGCAAAUGACUGAAGGAAAAGGAAAUAACAGCUUGAAUGUGCUUAGUUCUGGAUUUGUUUACUUGGUAGUUUUGCUGUGUGUGGGAGAGGAGCCAACCUAUCUGAUUUAGGAGCAGAUCCAGCCUCACUCGCUCCAGGGAAACAUCAGGCUCUUAAAGAAAAACUGAAAAAAAUAAUGAUUCUGUCCCACAGUGGCUUCUAUUUUGAGGCUUACUGUGCUUCUCGCAGUGUGGCUCUUACGUGUUUUUCUUUUCUUUUUAUUCCACCUUUCCCCCCCCUUUUCUACAGCGUUCUAUUGUUCUCUCUUUUGUUUGCCCGUCUCCGCUCUUUCAUUUUUUGUCAUAUAACAAUCUUAAAGUGCCACAUCUAGCACUCCCACCGAUUCAUAUAGCUGCCUCACUGGCAUUUUUAAAAUUAAUUUUUAUUUUUUUCUUAUUUAUAAUUUUUUUUUUUUUUUUUUAACAUUUUAACAGCAAUUUCUAUAGUGUGCCCAAAAUGUAUUGAAAAAAAAUUGCACUUGAAUCUUUUCUAAACAUCCUGUAUAUACUUUGUACAUGUGUCAUUUUAAUUAAGCAGGGUAGAUAUUGGUCAACUUUAAAUAUUUUACUAUCUCACUAUCUCACCGUCCACUUCUCAUACUGCAUAGUUUUUUAAAAUAUAUUUAUUGCAUCAAACGUUACCAGUCGCCUAAGUCAGUAACGAUGUUCAGUUUUGAACGAGUGACAUACUGCGAAUACCAUUUCUGCCACCAUACCACAGGUUUACCUGUUCUGUAUCAGUUCAAAGGAAUGCGCAAACAUUUUAUCUUUAAUGCUCAGUGUAAAAUAUUACUGCAUCAUAGGAGGUAAACAUUUAAUUAAAGGGAAGGUUUAGAAAACCAUUCAACUGGUUGCAGAAUAUUUUUUUAUUUUUUUUUAUGGAUGGAGUCGAACAAGUCCAUAAAUUGAAACUGUUCACAAUUCCUCCUCAUUGUGUUUCCCCCUAUUUGUAUUAACUCUUCCUCACACCAACACACAGAACACACAUAUAAUUUCUAUAUCUCUGUAGGUUUUUACAGACUUGUUAAGUAGGUGUAUGUUACACACUCCGUUCGACAAAAGGUAACAGACAAGAAGCACCAUAUAAGACUGAAUGCAGUCUGCAGUAUUUGGUUUUUUUGUAAGGACAUCCCUGUUAAAUGUCAGAUACGGUCUGAUAACGCUUGUUCUAUCUCAAAGCAUUAGAAGAAUACUCUUUCAUUUUAUUGCAUUCAUUCUCCUAGUCUAAGAAUCAAGUAAGAAUGACACAUUUCUCUACUGAUGAUAUUUUUUUCACACGUCUGUUCAGUGGUUAUAUCAUCCUCUGUUUAUCUUUCACAUGUAUUGCCUUUGUACAUGAAUAGAAUUGAAGUUAAUUCAAAUCUAAUUGCUAAGUGUAGGCCAAAGUAGUUGAUUUUAAGCUCCAAAUAUGGCAGCUUGCAGAGCAUCAUGCUAAAUGUAGUUUUCAGAAUCUGGAACCGAGGUUGACUCUCCCUGCCUUAUAUCGCAAUCUAAUUGCAGUUCCUCUCCUUAGGGAAUGGUGACCUUAGCCUGUACAACACAUCCUCCAAUUGCUCUUCGAUUUCAGGAUCCUCUGGUUCGAUUUCUGCCUUCAUUGAUUGUGUGCACUGUGACUUGUGUAUAGGUUAUAUCUAUGUUUAACCAAGCUAUACAUAUAGCUGAAUAUACAGAGAUAUAGAAUAGAAUGAAAAUCUAACAAUACCUCGCCCUUUGCAAUUACUUAUUUGAACAAUAUUAAAAGCCAGGCUUUCUGUUUUUUUUUUUUUUUUGCUUAACUCAUUCAUCCCUUCGGUAGCUACUGAAAUUUAUUUUAGCUCUUGAUCACAAAUUAUUGUAAACCUCCUGAAUAUGGUCUAAUUACUGAUCAUUAAUACCCAUCCAAUAAUAUUGCAGCUAAUGGUCUGACUAAAAAAAAUAAAAGUACGCUAUCUAUAUUUAUAGUUUGUUUGUUUCUCCUUAUGGUUUGGAUUUUUUGUUCUCCCUGAACAGCUCAGACAAAACUGCUCUUUCAAUGUUUGUUAUAAGAACUCGAGAGGGAUAGGGUUAAGGUAAUCGAAGCCAUCCUGCUUAAUCUGAUGCAAUUGUUAGAUCUGACUUCAAAAAAAGUAUACAAAUGUAACCCUUAUCAAAGGGACAGGAGAAAGCCAGGACAUUGUGCUGGUGACAUUAAAAAAAAAUACAUUGCGGUAAACUUGGCUUGGAAAUUGAACAAGCUUCUCUAGUCAUUUCAAAAGAGCAUAAUAUGAAGUACUGUACAGUAUGUCUGCGGCGUCUGACUGUGUGAAACCCGAAAUGGGAACAAGCAGAUUGCCUGCCCUGCUGUUCUGCAGAAAGUAUUCUUGCUCAAGGUUAAAAGAAAGGAGCGACAGGCAGGGAUUAAGGUUAGGAGAUUGUGUGUGUGUAUCGGUUAUGCAUAGAGUUACAAUCCACAACAACAAAAUGAACAAUGUGCAGAACGCCACUUACCCAGGGAAAUUAACCGGCUCCUACUGAAUGACGCAUUCCACCAAAUCUAUCCAGGUGGGGCAAUUUGGUGCCUACUGCUUGUACAGCUUUCCAUCGCUGUUAAAUUAGACUCGCAUAUUGACACAUCUCCAGAAUUUCUGUAGGAUUUAGCCAUAUUUCAGCUGCUACUUAUUCUUAAAGUUUUUCGUUCUGUUUUUAAACUGAAAAGAUAUUGCUUGCACAGCUUUAACCCUUUCAGUGCCAAGCAGUGCAUUGUCUACCUGUUCUUCCCACAGACCUGGGGGUAAAACAGGACAUUUUAUUUUUAAGUUAUACCUUUUUAGUUAUUUCGCUAACACGGAGUACAGGCUAAGGUUUGUAACUGACCCGAAAUGGAACUUGCCCCCCACUUUAUAUAGGAAUAUCUCACUUUAAAUGUACAAAACUUGUCCACUUCAGGUACAUACAUAUAUAAUGUAUUAUAUGUUCUUAUAUAAUUAUAUGUCAUUAUUUGUAUUGUAAUUUAAAUAUUGAAAAUGAUAUAGCCUCUGCGCCAUAUAAUUUUGUAAUGCGUAUGGGGGUAGCAAACAUAAAGGGGACAUUCUAGGUACCAUAACUACUUUCUCAUUUAAGUGGUUGUGGUGCCUGGAAUCCUUGGGGGACGGUCAGUGUUAAAUCAUUUUUGAUCCGUUUUAGUGAGGCUUCCCUGCCACCUGACCCCUCUCUGCUUUUUGGGCAAACUGCUUGCUAUUCAUUUCCAGGAAACAUCUCUGCUUUUCUAUGCUGAGUUUAUAAAGUUAAAAUAUCAUUGCGUCUAUAAUGUGUACACAAAGUAAAAUAACUAAUGCUAAAUAUGUUUGUAGCCACAUUUUAUAUGGAAAAAAUUAGCUCUAUAAAACAUGUCCUAUUUAGUGUUUGAUGUGACAGUCUCUAUAAGUCAUAUGAUCCAAUUCCCCAGUCCCCUCGUUGGAAGAUGUGAGCAAAGUACCGUUGGCAUGUAACACCUACAUACAUUAUUUUCUGAUUUCACCAACAAAAAUUUUACUGCACAGAAAAGAAUUAGUGAGGUUAUUGUAAACACUGGCCCACAGUGUUUUCUUUUUGGAUGAAAAGUGUCCAGUGCCUUUAUUUUGUCCUUGAUCUAAAAUGCUUGUGAUGUAGAAAGCAGGUAUAUGUAAAACUGGAUAAGAGUACAAAUCAAAUGUAAACCACUUUGAUAAAAAGAAAAUAAACCAAACAAAACAGUAAACUGAAACUAGAAAAACCUGUGUCCCUUCAUAGAAGCCGACACUUUGAGGGAAUAUUGGUUUCUGUCUGUUCCAGUUCAGGGAUUUUUUUUAUUCUCAUCAAUCUAAACCUACACACACUGCUUCAAGAAUAUUUAUUCCUCUUAAUCUCUGACUGUUAACCCCAUCUGCCUUUCGCCAAGUUUCGUUCUUCAGCCUUUUUGUGUGCAACUUCCAACUUUUCCAUCCAUCCUCAUCUCAUCUGUGUUUCCAACACUUCAUUUAAUUGUUCUUUCCAUGCUUCCUUUCAAUUCCUCAAUUAUUCAAUCUCCCAAUUUGUUCCUCCUCCACCUUAUUCCAUCUGUCCUCCCCUGAUCAUAUCUCCCUCACACUGUCUGUGAUAACGUAUGCCAUGACCGGUCCGUCAAACCCGUCACUACUCCUUCCUGCUUGUGGCACUGACUGUGAGAAGCUUCUGUCAAUAGAGGAAAAAAAGGUGUUGGUGGUUGUUAUUAUUUAGAAUAUUUAUAAAUUGCCAACAAAUUCCUUAGCGCUGUACAAUGAGGUUAUGAUGUGCCGUGUCUAUACAUCAAUGAUGGUUUUAGGCAGUUGCUCGAAGCAGAACCGGUAUGACGACGUUCAAACCAGUCACUACACACAGUUACAGCCAGUAGUGUAGACGGCUAUAAUGCAAGCAAUUUCUAUAGAGCCUGAGUGUCACAUGCAAUGCCUACCUCAGGGCCCAGCACCAUUACAAUUCAAGCAAGGUCUAAAGGCAACUGGUAGGCAAAGUGUAGGCUUCCAAUUAAACAACAAUGCUCUACUUUUGUAUAUGGUCUGUAUAGUUAGUUUCCUUAUUUCAAUUCUCUACUUCUCUUUCUUUCUUCAUAGGAAAUUAAUUUAGGUGACCAGUUUAUAUAUAUAUAUAUAUAUAUUUUUUUUUUUUAAUUCUUAAUUUUUGGCUUCAGCUCAAAAACACAUUAGUACAACAACAUAUGUGGAUGCAUUGAACAUAUUAGAUGCAGAGCGUGAGAGCAGGCAGUAGACAGGACAGUGUUUGGCCUCUCAGGUCAUGAGCUGAAGAAUUUUUAUAAGACUGAGUGCAUUUAUUUUAUAGUGCUGAGAGCAUCCAGACUUAGUCUCCUUUGUGUUUGUGUUGCUGUAAUCACUUUAGCACUAUGUGGGCUGUGAUGUGGCAUUGACUAUGGGAACGUCUGAUGCUUGUAAUUAUAAUGUAAAUUAAUUUCUGCAGAUACCUGUCGUUUGUGUCUAGCUCAGAGACAAUUCUUAAGGUGGGGGGGGGAGUUGUUAGAAGUUGUGUGUCUAUUCAGGCUGAGAGUGGUGGUCUCAUAUAAGAGAUGUGUUAUGAAUCAUGGUAUUAGUGGUUGGUUGGCUGCAAGCAAGCAGGAAAGUGAACAGAUGAAAGUAAGCAAACCAUAAAUGAAUUAGAAACUUUUGAAGUUUGUUUGAGGUAUAAGUUCGGAUCUAGCGAUUCAAGUCGUAACAGCAGUGUACAGAUUCGGAGCGGACCGCUUAGAGAUAAACGGUGUUGUUGCUGAUAGCCUCCAGCACCGCAGCCCUGUCUUUCAUGUUCUGGAACCGGUUCACAAUGUCUCUGGGUGCAUCUGCCGAGACCCUAGGUGACUUGGGCACCUGGAAGUACCCAUCAAGUCCUAUCCCCUUCCCAUGCUUUGGGGUAGGAUGUCUGCCAGUAACCGCCUGAGGACAUGUGGCAGUUCGGCUGUGGGGAUAUCCUCCCUGAUGCCUCUGACCUUCAUGUUCUUCCUACGCCUGGAGUCCUCCAUAGCUGUGAAUCGUUCGAUGUGGAGCUUUGCCUGUUGUUGCGGCUCUGCCACAGCUUGCUGCAGUGAGGCCAGUGGCGUGGAGUGAGCUACGGUGGUUGUCUCCAGAGCCCUCAUCCGGCCUGUCAGGCCCCUGAUGUAUGUGCAAAGCGCUGCUAAGUCGGUCUGUAAGUUAGCCUUGAGGUCAGCCAACAGGGCUUUUAGUACGGCAGUAGUCACUGACUUUGGUUGUGGCUUAGAGGGGGCAGGUUGGUGUGUUUGCGGCACCGGUAUCUCCCACAUCUUCUCCUCGGUGUAGAAAUUAUCAGAGUAUUCUGAACAGGCCUCAGAGUAUGCAGCCAUAUUGGAUCCUGCCGCACCAUGUGCUUGCCAGAAGAGUUCUCCAAUAUUGGAGCCUAAACACGGCUUAUCUGGUUUCAUUUUCCUUACGAUCCAUCACGUUCCCUCACUCUUUAGGGUGCCGGUCUGAAAAUCAGGUCGGGAUUGCGAGCCCCUUGAAGGGGUUAUUACUUUUCCGGCUACACAGAGCUCGCAGGUGCUGUGACCGCUCAGCUUGACUCCGCCCCCCAAUCAAUUUAUAUUUUGAUACUGAACUUUCUCGAAAAUCAUGUGAAAAAAAAAUUCUGUGUCUUAAACUUGGAAUUUAGUCACUAAACUGCACCUUGCCACAGUGAGGGGGUUUUACAAUUUUAGUGUAAACUUUCAAAGUGGUAAGAAAUCUCCAACGAAACCAAACUUCAGAUUUUGGCUAGUAUGACCUAUCAUUUCCAAGCUGUGGUGUCCGCUUGCUUCAUAGUAGAUUUUAAAUUCUGAUUUCAUGAGUUUGAUACUGUUUGGGUUUACUCAACACACAAGUCCUAUUGUAUUAUACAGCUGCAACAGCUGGGUGCUAUUCUUCAAUGCCCCUGUGCACCCAAUACCUUGAAGGACCCUGUCUAGUUGUAAAGAUAAACCCUGUUUCCCAGGUAUUGGGACAUUCUACAUUAAUUUAAGCGGUGUUAGCAUGAAGUCAAUUCUCCAUCAUACCUGGUUAGAAAGGAAGCCUCUUUGCCAUCAUACCUGGUUAGAAAGGAAGCCCCUUCUCCAUAUCAUAACUGGUUAGAAAGGAAGCCCCUUCUCCAUAUCAUAACUGGUUAGAAAGGAAGCCCCUUCUCCAUAUCAUAACUGGUUAGAAAGGAAGCCCCUUUGCCAUCAUACCUGGUUAGAAAGGAAGCCCCUUUCGCCAUCAUACCUGGUUAGAAAGGAAGCCCCUUCUCCAUAUCAUAACUGUUUAGAAAGGAAGCCCCUUUCGCCAUCAUACCUGGUUAGAAAGGAAGCCCCUUCUCCAUAUCAUAACUGGUUAGAAAGGAAGCCCCUUCUCCCAUCAUACCUGGUUAGAAAGGAAGCCCCUUUCGCCAUCAUACCUGGUUUAGAAAGGAAGCCCCUUUCGCCAUCAUACCUGGUUAGAAAGGAAGCCCCUUCUCCAUAUCAUAACUAGUUAGAAAGGAAGCCCCUUCUCCAUAUCAUAACUGGUUAGAAAGGAAGCCCCUUCUCCAUAUCAUACCUGGUUAGAAAGGAAGCCCCUUUGCCAUCAUACCUGGUUAGAAAGGAAGCCCCUUUGCCAUCAUACCUGGUUAGAAAGGAAGCCCCUUUCGCCAUCAUACCUGGUUAGAAAGGAAGCCCCUUCUCCAUAUCAUAACUGGUUAGAAAGGAAGCCCCUUCUCCAUAUCAUACCUGGUUAGAAAGGAAGCCCCUUCUCCAUAUCAUAACUGGUUAGAAAGGAAGCCCCUUCUCCAUAUCAUACCUGGUUAGAAAGGAAGCCCCUUCUCCACCAUACCUGGUUAGAAAGGAAGCCCCUUUGCCAUCAUACCUGGUUUUCCUAGGACAAACCAACCCUGGAGCUAUGCUGGCUUAUGGGUUUAAUUGGGACUGGGUGGAGGCCUGCCAACAUAAGAGACACAUUAUUUUGAAGUUCUUUCAGUGUUCGGAGCCCUACUUUCAAUGCUCAAAUACAUUAAUAAAGAGGUGUCAAACCUUUCAGUUACUUACUGGCAUUCUUUAAGAGUUCUCCAUGGCGAAUUUCCUGGUUGACCUAGUUUACAGGGACGCCGGAAUAAUCCUGGUGUCAAAUUUUAAAUGGUUUAUUUUUAAUUCUGAAUUCGUAUUCACUAAUUGAUUGUUUUAUUUAUUUUCUUGUUUUAAUUGGGGGUGUUUGGUUAUGUAACCGCAACGUCCACUUUGUUUUCAGUAUUAUGCCUACAAUCCAAUAAAAUGUUUUGAGUAAAAGGAAAAAAAAGAUAAACUCUGGUAAAAAGCUUUCUACUAAUGAAUGUCUAAACCAAUUGUUUCAGGUUGAAAACUGGUGUCCUCGUCUGCUGUGGAGAAUUGUUAAUAACAAUGAGGAAGCUGAUAAAAGAACAAUGGUAAGCUAUUUUUAAAAUAUAUUUCUAUAUAUCACUGUACCCCCCCAGAAUCCAUUAGUUGUUGCUCAUUUCUAGUGUGAUUUUAGUGACCUAAACAAUCAGUCCACAGAAGCCACAUGACAUGCAGUCACUCAAGAGAAUCUUCUUCUGAUCCAUUGUAGCAUAGGUCGAUUUAUGCCCAGUCUUGGCAUGUCUACAGACUGCUUUACCCACGAUGCAUUAGCAGUGCCAUGUGUAUCCCUUGCUUGCAUAAAGCUGUGUAUCUUAUGCUCCAUCAAGCAUAACGAAUUUGUGAAACCUUUCCCUUUGGCAACUUACGAAAUUACUGUCUGACUUCCAGGCUUUAAAGGAGUUUGACCUUAGAUUUUAGGUGAAUUAAAGAUGAUAUACGCUCUAUUGCCAUAUUCAAAAGACAAUAUUACUUGUUUUUGUGCACCUCUCACUAAAUAAAUGAUACAGCACAUCUAAUGAGGUUUUAAAUGAUGCACUUAAUUGUCUUUUAAAGAGAAGCAAUAAUGAGUUAUGUAAUAAACAUAAUUUUGCCGUAGAGAUUUCAGUUAUUUAAAAAGGUGGAAAAUUUAAGCGUACUGUACUGGUCAUUUUCAGGCCGAAAUCCGUACCGAUUUUGAGCAUCUCUAUAAAGUAAUGUCGCGGCACGAAGAGUUUCGAUGGAUGACUAUGCGAAUAAAGAGAAUGGACAAUACAUGGAUUGAAGCAAUCAAAUCCCUUGCAGACAAGCAAAAUCUAGAGAAGCGGAAAAGAAAAAAGGUUUGUAUUUAACCCACCUAUACUUGAUUUGCAGAUCAUUCUCGUUUUUCAGAAAAACUCUUCUCCGCAUAAAAGUAAACUCUAUACAUUUUAUAUACCCGUGAGAAACACAGUGGAUUGAUGGUUUAAUGCGUUCAGAUUGAAGGAAAAUGUAUGAUUAACUGGGAAACUUUAAUAAUACGAAUAAUGUAGAGCAUUAGCAUAUUGUACGGAACUAUUUGUAUGUUUUUGCGUAGCGCAAGCUAAAAGUGGAAAACCUUUGUCCCCUUAUAGAAUCUUUUGCCAACACCUUGAAGGAAUCUUGGUUUCUGUCAGUUCCAGAAAUUGUGCAAUAAAAUAGGUGCUAAUAACACGUGCAGCUGUGAACACUGUGGAGCCAAUCAGGCAAUAAAAAGUAGUGUCCAGCGCAGAAGUGUACAAGUAUAAAACAAUGUACAUAUAUAAAACAGUAGUCCCAGAACUCAUUCUACCCAGUGUAGUGUGUGUGUGUAUAUAUACUCUUUAGGUCAUCAACUCACAUUUUAAUGAGCCUGUUAGAAAAGUCUUUAACAAAUGCUGUUUGACUUUGUUUCAGUUCUUCUCCCUUUCUGUAAUGGUAUUUCUUCUAUCACUCUUUGAGUCACCACCCACUCCAGAUAUGUAGUCACAAUAUAUAAAUAUCAUGCAGUGACCAAAUCUUGAAUAAAUGUGUGAUGUCAUACCUCCUCUUAAAGGGACACUGUAGGCACCCAGACCACUUCAGCUCAUUGACCCUUUUGCACUUAGUGCUGCAAUGUUAAACAUUGCAGUUCCAGAAAACUGCAAUGUUUACAUUGCAGCUCUAAGUCAGCCCUCUGUGGUUGUCUACCAGACAGCUACUAGAGGGCUUCCGGAAUCCAAACAGAUUUUUGGUCCGUUACCUGAUGCUGGAGGUCCUCAUGGACCUCCAGCAUCAGAUUUUCCCUAUAGGAAAGCAUUGAAUAAUGCUUUCCUAUGGGGAGGUCUAAUGCGCAUGCAGCCAUUGCCGCGCAUGAGCAUUAGGUAGCGAGGAACGUUGGCAGAUUCAGGUAAGUGGCAGAAGGGGUUUUAACCCCUUUAGCCCCGAGGGAGGGAGGGCGACCUAUAGUUGUUUCCUGGCACUAUAGGAUCCCUUCAAAUGUGUUGUUUAAACCACUAACCUAGACAAAAGUAAAAUCAUAUUCAAAACCAUUUGUAAAAGAAACCUGUGAGAUCUGUAUGAACUGAACAUGGGUGCAUUGCCUGGCGGCUCAGAGAUUCCCCACCAGAAAGAUGAUGAAUAUCCCAUAUCUGUGUGGCAUUCAUUAGUUCUUGAAGGAUGUCUAGUCCCAUUAUGAACCACCAAUAGAGCCCUGGGUUCAGCUCCAGAAUAUGCAAUACCUUGCUGCUGUAGCUGUCUUGUAACAGGGUGCAAUGACUGGCACCAGAGGAUGGUGGACUGAAAUAUGUCCGGGAAUACGGUAAUUUUAGACUCCUCAAAUGAGUCGCGAGUUUACCCUUUAUAAUUGCAAAUAGGAAAGCCAUAUUGUCUCGUCCCCUGAGGAACUUAACAAUCAAGUCCUUUGGAACAUCCUUUAGGGCUUUCAGUGAGUUGAGGACUCAAAAAAGGCCAUCAGUUUGGAUCGGUUUAGCAUGCGUGCUGGACAACACAAAGUACAUUAGCCUUUUAAAUUAUUGAGUCUGUUCUCCGUAAUCCACUGAUUCCAGUAUGCCACUCAUCCAUAAAUGUUUCCACCUGCUUCUAUCCUCAAAAGAAUCCAAACUGGCAUAAUAAGAGGCUAACUCUCGCUGUAUCUUAACUGAGGUCUUCCUCCACAGACCUAACACGUGUUGAUUUUACUGUAUAUUAGUGCCAGCUUCAUACCCAUGCUUUUUAAAAAUGCUAUCAGAAGAUUGUGGGUACCUUUGUGGAGGGUCUUCAUCGGAACCCCAAACAAAAGCACCCAUGCUUUUUACUAUACUGAAAGUUGUCCCAAUGCCUCUGGUGGUGAAGUUGCCACUUCUGAGUGGUGAAGUUGCCAUUUUGGGUUGGCUUCAUCAGGGUGCACUGGAGAGAAGCAAUCUAAAAAUUCAGAUGUCACUUGAUUUCUCUGCCUCCGGCCUCUUCACAUGCUUCCCCAUUUUCUCAGAAGGUGAUCUAACAAAGAUAUCUUAAAAAUAAAUUGUUGUUUAGGCCCCAAUGCAGAUCUAUGCGAUAGCUCUUUCAAAACACUUGCAAUCGAUCGGCAGCAAACACUGGCCCUUUUUCUUCAUUUUAGCACCUUGUAAUACCUGUUAUUUUGAUGGCUUAUUCUGAAAUUGAAUAUUUGCGUGGCAUUGGGUCUUUUUCAGCUUUACCGCGGUGUAGAUUUAGCCUGUUUACUUUUACUAGCUGGCUUUAUUUUAGGAGGCUUGUCAAGGGGAAAUUAAGAAUUGCUCUUUAAAGCCUGUCUGACUUAAAGAAUUGUUUGUUCUGUAUCUCAUGCUGCCACACAGAAGCCCAGAUUUAAAGAGUGUGUGUAUUAUUCUCUGUACGUCACUAACUUUAAUUUGUAGGCAGUCAGUAGUGCACAUUAAAAAUAAAAUAAAUAAAAAUUCAGAAGAGCAGGAUGAUAGUUACAAUUUUUUUUUUAGGAAGUGGCUUAAUAACAAUAGUUUUGAUAUGAUCUACAUUAGAGUUUGUGCAUCUGCAGUUCAUCUUAGUUGUUGAUGUUGUGCUUACAGUUUGUAAUAUUUUUAAAUCAGAUCUGUUUUUUUGUUUGGCUACUUUGUUCCCAACCAAUUAGAAAACAGCUAGAAUACAAAUCAUGGUCUAAAUAUGAAAAUGAGAGUAAACUAAGGCUGCCUGUCCAAUGUGAAAUGUAGACGUCUUAGGGAAUUAUCGCUCAUAAUACUUUAAAUGGUCUUUUAAUGGCAACUUCUAAAUCUUGAUUUAUAUGUAUAUUUUCAUACGGUUGCUUAUUUAUUUAUACAUUGUAUCCUCCUCUGUUAUUUAAAUUACCCAUACAUCAAUCAUCUCUAGUGAGACGGACACAAUUUAUUUGCCUGUCAAGACUUCAAAUUGUAGCUUUUCCCUGAACCCAUUUAAUGUAUUUCUCUUUCCCCAAUGUAAUUAUUCUUUUUCAAUAGCAUGAAAUUUUCUUUUUGUUUCAUGAAUUAUUCCUCUUGGCAAGAUAAGCUUCACAGAUCCCUGCCCAGGCAUUGCCAAUCUCUGCCCUGCAGACUGUGAAAUGAAGGUUUUAUUGUGUUUUACCUUUCAAUGUCCAUUUCUUUUGCAAAUUAGCAGAAAAAUGGCUUGUAAAUAUGCCACAGCCCAACAUGUUGGUGUUUGGUGUAUAGAGCACAUUAAGGGAGUUGUAAAUUGCCAGUUUUUUUCAGUUUUUAGAGAUCUAAGUCCAUACCAAGUAUGGGAGUUGUAACUUAGAUGGCAGUUUUCUACUGUGGAUAGCACCCUGCUGUGCAGCCUUUUAGUUUGGUAGAAUUAAUUGCAUGGGCUGUAUUUGGCAAAAAGUGGUUCUCUUUUCGCACAUAGAACUCGGCCGCUCAACAGCUGCUCAGCUAAGGGGAAGAGUGAACCACGGCCUUAACCCAUUCACGUUUAUUUGCUUGUGAUAGGCUGAGGGAUGUUUAGUAUAUUACUCUAAGCCAAUCAUUGCUAAGAAAUUUUAGACCAAAUUUGCUAAGCCCAAAUAUAAAUAUGCUUGAAUUGUAGAAUUUUAGUUUUGUUUUCAGUUCAGUCUAACUAGAUCCCAAUAUAACCAUACAAAACGCAUAAACCAUUCUGCAAAGUCCUCUCUGUGAUAUGUUUAUUAUUAGAACUGAUAAACUGUACUAAUCUCUAUUAAGAAUGUUUUCAUAUUUGUUUUGUGAACGUUCACUCACAGUUUUAUAGUUCUAAAAGGAGAGCAUUUACCCAACAAAUAUUGCAAUUUUCCACAUUUAUAAAUAGUUUGUUGUGCAAGCAAUGGGAAUAUAAUGAAUAAUUGAAGCAGGUGGCGUGCUUAUUUCUUAAUGUUUAAUUAGAAAUGCUUGUGGGGGUAAAGCUGUGUAGCAUCCUGCUAUUUUUAGUUUUUUGUGGGGUUUUUUGUUGUUGUUUUUUUUGCAUUAUGUUAUAAUGUGUGUUUUGUGUAUAUUUAUUUAUUUUUUAUAUUGACUGCCCGGUCUAGAAAAUCAGUCGGUCAUUUCCAGUAUCGACAAUGUCAAUCUCGGCUGAACCGGUUUUGUCAGAUUUAAUUAUUGUCAGGACUUGUUUUGCAUAACUCAUGGAAAUUAAUUCCUAAAAAUACAACACAUAAUUGUUGGUUUCAACUGGAAGAGAGUUUUGUAAACAUUAUUUUCUUCCUUUCUUUUAACCCUUCAAGUGCAAAUUAGAUUCCACGUUUGGUGAGAUGCAAUCGAGCUGGAUUGAUGGCAAAAAGGGCAAUUUCAUUUUUUUAAUUAUUUUCCUAUUUAAUUUGUGUCCAGUUCUUUUGCACUGCUCAUCCUAUGUAUAAUGAACGAGCACUGGGACGACAUUGUGCGCUGAGUCAGUGAGUAUGACAUUUUUAUAUCACGUGAUUCUCUUUUCUUUUUAGAUUCUUGUUCAUCUGGGGCUAUUGACAAAGGAAUCAGGAUUCAAGAUUGCCGAAAAUGCGUUCAGCGGGGGCCCGCUUGGAGAAUUAGUCCAGUGGAGUGACUUAAUCACAUCUCUUUACUUACUGGGCCAUGAUGUAAGGAUUUCAGCUUCAAUAGCUGAGCUGAAAGAGUAAGAAGAUUUUUUUUUUUUUUUUUCUCAACUUACAAAACCGAACCACACAAAAAAAAUAGGAGAUUGCAGACUAUAUGACGCUACUUAUGAAUGUGCUAUUUGUAAGAGAGGAAUUAAGAAUCGCAAAUCACUUAAUGGUACAUAAGUAGAUUAUUAUGUUUUCUUUGCGGUGUUAGCAGUAUUGGGAGCCUCCGUUUCUGUUGCAAGAAUGAUGUGUUAUAUAGAGGCACAAACCUUUUCUAUUAGUGAUGUAAUUGUCUGAAUUGCCAAAUUGGGAGUGGCCUGCCGUAUCUAGGACAGUUGGAAGCCACGUAUCUUUAAUAUUAAAUACUUCAGGCAAUUUUGCUGACGUUUUCACAGGCGUAAUUUAAUUGUUACAUUGGUCUAAAUGGUCGUCUCUCUCGUUUGUUUUUUUUUUUUUGUUUUUUUUUAAGGAUAUUUAACUUUUUUUAAAUGCAACACUGUUCUAAAUGUAAGGGAUUAAACUUGAAAAUUGAGUAUUCUGUUUAACUCCACCUUUACCUGGAUCAUAAUCAAUCAGUACAUCAGUACAGCAAACACUCAUUAACAAGAUUUCUGCACACACAUACAUCAUUUAGCAAAACCUGAAAAUUUCUCCCCCUCCCUGUUUUCACAGAAUAAUGAAGAAGGUGGUCGGAAACCGCUCCGGCUGUCCAACGCAAGGAGAUAAAGUUGUAGAACUUAUAUACAUUGACAUUGUAGGACUCGCUCAAUUUAAAAAGACGCUUGGUCCUUCUUGGGUUCAUUACCAGUAAGUAACCUGUGUGUUUGAUGGAGCCUAGUAACUGUGACAUCUUUAACACCUUAAUGACCUUUGGAUGCUCCAACCAUCAUAGAAAUUGCAGGCUCUAAUGCCCUUAGCAUGCCAUGGACUGUCCUGGAAUUUUGGUGCAAUCCGUUAAAUCCCUGCCCAACCCAGAGAGCUCCACGUAUUAAUAAGAUAAUUUGUAUCAACUGAUGCCUGGAGCUCCGCUCGGUCAGUACAAGCCAUAUUUAGUGGCUACAAGCUGAUUGAUUGGAUUAUUAUUAUUAUUAAUCACAUCCUAUUAGAAACGCAGGGCUGAAAAAGUGUUUCCUAACUUGAUGCUUACAUUCAUCUAGUGUCUAGUAGUCUAUCGCUUCCCUUGCUAUUAGAAGAGAGCGUCCGUCCCUCCCCCCCGUCCCCGCCCUGAUGAACAUACGUUAGAUCAAACUGAAAUGUUGAUAUUUUAUUUUUGAGCAAAUAAAAGUAUUAAGUGCUAUCUCUAUUUAGACUACUGUGUUGUGCCGACUAGAAAUUAUGGGAUACUAGGAGUGCAAGAUUGUUUGUUUGUUUUUGUUUUGUGUGUAUGUAUGUGUGUGUGUGUGUGUGUGUGUGUGUAUAUAUUCUGUUUUGGAUUUGAAAUAUGCAACCCCUGCAUAUUAAGGCCUUGAAUAAGCUUUCCAAAUGAUUUAAUACCGUUUAAAAAGUUUCCAGGUUUUUAUCUACACAAGCUACCAUUUUGUAGAUAAAUAAUUUGGAAAUGUUUCUAACCGUAUUGAAUCAUUUAGAAAGCUUAAUAAAUCAAGACGUAUUUUUUGCAACUGUUACAUUAAAGCUACACUAUAGUUACCUAGACCACUUCAUCUCAUUGAAAUGGUCUGUGUGCAGUGUCCCAGUCCCACUUAGUCCUGCAAUGUAAGUUAUUGCAGUUUUUGAGAAACGGCAGUGAUUACAUUGCAGGACUAAGAAUGCCUAACCAACGUAUUUUAUGGUUCCUUUUUCUAUUCUAUUCGCUGAGUUUCCAGCUCCCAUGACCCUUUGCAAGCAUUUUCUACAUCCCACACUGCCAGUAAUAUAUAGGACUUGGCUAUAGGUCCUGUAUUUAAAGUCAAGGCUGCUAUGGUUUAUACAUUUUGUAUCCAUUCAGAAGAAUAUCCUCCUAAUGUCCACAACAAAUGCCUGAUCACCUAAACAUUCUAUUUUGUACCACCGCAUUGGCGUAUAUAUAUUUAUCACCAUUGUUACAGUAGUCAAGAAAAUCUGCUUUAAUCCCACUGAAGUUCCCUCUAAUGCAGAGGUAAAUGCCAGGCCAGCUGAACACUUCUUGUGACAAAUGCCGACACAAAAUGCCAGUGCGGAGACAGGAACUGGAGCUGUCAGCUCGAUUGUCAUGUUUGUCUCUGGGUAAUUCUUCUGACUGCUCUUUUUUUCUUAAAGUCAUAAACUAUUUACAUCGUUGGUCCUAUGAUGCACUGCUAAGUGCUGGAAAGUGUCCUUUAUGCCUUCUAUAAAUCUGUGAGGCAGUUGAUGUCUUUCCAAGAACAAUCCGCAAAGCACAGGUUAUAGGCAGCCCCUGGCACUCCAGAUGAUGUGGACAAGGAGCCCUUUAUGUUGCCGGAUGAGCAUGAUGGGCCCUGUGGCACUUGGCAUGUGCCACUCUUUAUUGUCUAAUUCCUUUUAAUGAGGUUGAAGGUAAAUGUUUGGUAAAACGGCAGUACUCCCUCCCUCCUUGCUGCUGCUAGUGUUUCACUGUUACCAUAGCUCUCCAAUUACCCCGUGAUCUAGUGUCCUAGCUAGUGCAUAAUCCACCGGGUAAAUGGGGAGACGAAAGAGGAUGUUUUGACAGUUAAUCAAAGAUGGUAGAAGGUCUCGCUAGAUGAUUUGCUUUAAAUUGAUCCCUUAAGUCCAGCAGAAGUGAUUGUGCUUCGCUGAGGAAGGAGAUAAUCAAUAGUUUACAGUAAUUUGUACCUAAGAAAACGUUCCACAUGCCGACUCGCUUAAUGCUUUCGAAUGGAGAGGAGAGUUGGGGGUGAUUGGAGUUAUAGUGAAUACGGUGAAUUGUAAGCUCAUCUGAGCAAAUGGCUCAUUUAUAUUCAGAUUAAUUAGGCAAGUCUCUAUUUCCCCAUUGUAAAAUGCUGACACUAUACAAAUAAUAUCGAUAAAUAAUAGAUGUCGACCUGAUUGGAGAUAUUCACUAGCAGCAUUACUGCCCAGCAAUGCCAGUCUCUGGUACUACUGGCAGCCUUGUGUGUCAAGAUGCUCCAAAAAGCAUUGAAUGCUUGUAAGGCAGGUUUUUCCUUCCUUAUCCCCAAAUCUGUAUCGUCACUGUCAUGUUAAAGGAUGCUUUGUGUCUUUGCUUGCAAGCAAGUGGUAGCAAUUAUUCACCUUUCAGCCACAUUUUGCAUAUUUAUGGAGCAGUGUAUUAACUGGCCUUUCCUCAAAAGUAUUUUUCCUUUUCUAUAUAUUGCUAAGACAUUAAUUGUUUUUUAAGUAUUGUGUCUUGGAACCCUCUGUUCACUUGGAGCGGUGAAUUCCCUGCAGGCAUUUUUAUUUUACUCCUGUCAUUCUUAGAAUGUUUAUACUCCUGUAUGCAAACAGUGUGAGUGAGACAAAUGUUUCCAAUACCAAAAAAAAAAAAAAAAUAACUGUUUCCAACUUGUAAUUUAGCAUCCUUGCAAUGAUACAAAACAAUGCAUUUGUUCCUAGUUAAUGGAAUCAUUCAGGGUGGUAUAUGAUACUGGUAUGAGGUUUUAUUUUUUUUAGAUGUAGACUACUUCUUUAUACAUAUUAUCUGCAUUGUAACAGCAGUGUUUUAUUUUUUAUUUUUUUAAUUGGUUUCCUUUGACAAAAGAUCAAUAAAACUAGUACUAUGUAUAAACCGUAAGCAAUACAUCCGUGCCCAUACACUUAUUGUGUACCAUGAUUUCAUUAUUAUUUCAUUCGGUACUUUCAGGUGCAUGUUACGAGUCUUGGAUUCAUUUGGAACUGAACCAGAGUUUAAUCACGCACAUUACGCGCAAUCUAAAGGCCAUAAGACUCCGUGGGGAAAAUGGAAUUUAAACCCACAACAAUUCUACACGAUGUUUCGUAAGUCAUCUUGUUUGUUUGAAUAGCUCCAUUGCAGAUAUGAGUCAGUGAAAUGUACUUUGCGAUGUUAGAUAGUUCAUCUAAUUUAGUUAAAUACAUUUACUAAGGGCAACUAAAUGCCAAUUGCUAUGUAAAUAUUCCAAAAUGAAAGAGAGUUCUCCCCAAUCACCAAUGUUUACCAUGCAUGUCUUUGUUUAGCGUGAUAUUAAGGGAGUUUGAAGAGAUGUGUGUUCGGUAGUAAAGUUGUAAUAUAGACCUACUAUUGAAGUUCUAUUUUAAUAAUAUAAACCCAUCCUGUUAACCUCACACUCUGAGGUCUAGACCUAUAAAAGUGAUAGCCAUCCUUUCCUGUCCCAUGAUGCUUGGUGACUAGUUUUUAUCACUUUCAAAACCAUCUGGGGAUCCACUGUUGGCCUUCACGUCUUUACAGAUUGAAUUGUGCAGGACAAUGCACACUUAAAGGCCAACGCUCUGCCACCAACACUUUAGCAUUAUUGUUCAACCUUGGCUAGCAAUCAUAAGCUGAGAACACUGAGCUAAACCAUGAGUGCCUAGGGCUUUUGUUUCCUUACCACUUAAAUGAUUUGAUAAAAUGGCACUAAAGACUCAUUAUAAAAAGCUUUAGUCAUUCUUGUGAUUAGAGUGUCUUUUUGAGACUGGAUGGACAUCAUGGAACAUAGGAUUCACUAUAAUCGGGUGCCAGGAUUACAUUAAUAAUUCUUAACUUUAAAACCUCACCGCCCCUUCUUUAAAGGUUUAAUAUGAAAAAAUUGCGUUUUCGUUGUUUUUACACUGGUCAAUGUAACUUCACCACCUGAUGCUUUAUAUGAGUAAAAUCCUUGCAGUACCCGACGCAAACAUAUAAAACCGAAAAAAUGAAUAAAAUCUAAGCGUUUCAGUCCACUCACACCUUUAUUUAUUGCGUGUAUUUUUUAUCUCUAUUUCCUAUCUCUACUUUUGAAGAUUGUAGAACAGUUUAUAGAGGAUUUACUGUUAAUUAUUAAGCCUUUAUGGUAAUGUGGGUGUAAGGUUGGACCUGGAUGUUGUAUUCACUGUGACCUGUCAACGCAAUGCAAAUGAUUACUGGCAGUCAAAUCAAGGAAAGAGAUAUAUGAUAAUCCAUAUUUGAAGUGUAAUGGAUUAUAUCCAUGACCACCUUUCUCGGGGAGGGAGGGUGACUUGGGGUACCUAGUUUCAGCAACUCUAUUGAGCCUCAGCCAGAUAUUGCUGUGCAUUAGUUGACUAAUAACGAGUAGUGUUUGUAGUUUCAAAAACAACCAGAAAGCAAAGUUAGAGAAGUUAAACAAGGGCACCUUUUAAACCUGAGGUUUUAUUUACUAAAUAGUACACUGGAGAAAUCAUGGCGAGCGUUAAAAUCUCUCACUUGGUGGACUCAAUGCUUUCCCUGGAACGCUUUCUAUUGUGAGUAGGAUUUCUGUGUCAGAACAGUUUAAUGAAUCCCCAGGUUAAUCCAGACAUGGAUUAAAAAUAACAAUAAAAUAACUAAGGUACAUCUCAAUUUAUAGACUGAUAUGUUUUUCAUAUUUAAUUCCAAUAUCAAGCAUAUCAUGUGUAUGUAGUGAAGACCUGUAAAGACUGUGGAUCUGGAAAUAUUUUAAAUCUUAAACAUUUCUAAAUAUUUUUUUUAGCACAGUAAGCAAUCUCUGUUGUAGGUUGCUUGUCUGUUAAAAUGUCUUUAUUACACCAGAAGAUAACAUAAAUAUCUUCUUCAACUUUGUUGUAUUUUUAAAAUGAUUUCUUAACAGGUGCACCUGGCACAUUGUUUGUAUUGAUUCCUAAUGCUAGCUGAAGUGGUAGAGGUUAACACAGUAAAGGAGUUUAAGCAUGCGUGGGAUAGGCAUAAGGCUAUCCUAACUGUAAGAUAAGGCCAGGGACUAAUGAGAGUAUUUAGAAAAUUGGGCAGACUAGAUGGGUUGAAUCGUUCUUAUGUGCUGUCAUAUUCUAUGUUUCUAUGGUGCAGACAAGAGAAAAUAUCUAUUUUUUUCCCCUUACAAUGUAAAAUGUAUCUCCUGGUUUACAAAUAAUGCAGAUCCUCAGAUCUCAUUAUAUGUGUGCUUACACCUUGCUUGUGACACAAUUAGACUCCCCAAUAGUAGUAAUUUGUAAUUUAAUUUCUCCACCAUAUUCUUUACAAGAGCGUUCUUUUUCUCCACCACUUACGCACAACAAUUUCCUUUAAAGAGAUUCCUUCAGGCUGUCAAAAUAUCUGCCGACAGAGAAUACAAAUUGUUUUAUCGAUCACAUUUGCCCCCUGCCAAGAUUGUUUUACACAUUCUUUUUGAAGAUUUAUUUUGUCUUUUUUUACCUACAUCAAAAUCUACUGGAGUGGGGUCAUGGUCCCCUUAGAGAGUCUGACAAAGUAGAUGGUAAUAUAGAUUUUGGUACAAAAUCAUAUGUUAAUAGUCUAAGGAAGUAUAGAUAUGUUUGUGUUUUGUGUGACGCAAAUCCUUGUAUUGCUACUUUAUGGGAGCUCACAGUAUGUGUUCUCUAUUACAGAGCUCCACAAAUAUAAUUCCCAGUAAUGUCCAGGUUGUGCGUUUUACAGAGCUCCACACCAAUAAAGCUAUUUCAUAAACACUCAAACACUGUGAUGUAAAGUAUCACAGAGCUCCACAGCAAUAUGUCUCCCAGCAAUGUGUGCAGUGUUUUAAAUAUUUUUUGCCAGACUGCAGAAAUAAUUUGUGUAUCAGAUAUCGAACUCGAGCUCCUUGUUUCGUUGAGAACAGGUAUCCUCUUUCAGCUCAUCUCAUUAGUUGUCGCGGAGUUACCUCUCUUCUUCUGGCACCUGGUGUCAAUUUUCCCUUAGACAGAGGGAGAGGUGUUUUCCCGUUAACGCUGUGUUUAUUAUGUUUACCAAGUUUCAAGAGGAUCAUUUUUCCCUGAAUUAUAAAUCCCAAAAUCUCAAUGUAAUUAACUUUAUGGAAAAUUUGUUGUUUGUUUUUUUAUAUAUACAGCUCAAGAAGUGCAAACCCUCUUUACUUUCUCUGAACAAAGCUGCUGUAUGUGUAGUUGAAGUUUUGAAUGAGAUGUUUCUUUCUCUUGUUUGCAUAUAAUGUGUUUAAUUGCAAUCAACAAACACAAUUUAAAGAGGAAACCAAACCUGUAGGGGUAUAGCCAGGGGUUUGGAUGCAUUUAUAAAAGCACAUAUUUUGCAAUAAAACCAAAAUGGCAGAAGAUAACCAGGAGUUUAGAGAUCCGGUAUGGUGGCAAGGCUGGUGUGUAGAAUCGGAAUAGGUAGCAUGGGAAGUUAACAUUAUAGCCCUAGGAUUACUGAGGGCAAGAUGGUAGAGGGUCGGGGAUAAGUGGAAGCAGGUUUGUAUAGUACCGGGAUAUAGAUAGCUAGAGGCUUACUGAGGACGGGUAGGAUGGUAUGGUUGUAAGGAAUGAGCUUGAGAUGGGGGCUCAUAAAACAGUGAAUGUUUUGUAUCAAAAGGAAGAUGUGACAGGAAUAUGUGCAGGAGCAUUUUUGUUUAUAUUUGCGAUAAUAAAAUAUCAGAUUUCCAUAUAGAUAGUCAAUUUUAUAAAUAAACCUUUUUACACCCCCUGACUGUCAAGCAAACAAAAAGGUCUUGUUACUUCCUGGAUCUUUAGCUCAAUGGAACUAAACUCAAGAGACCCUGAACUUUCACCAUAGAGAUGCAUUGAUUCAGUGCAUCUCUAUGAAGAGAUUCUGAUUGGCCAGGGUGGCAUUUGGGUCCGCCCCAACCCACCUCUUUGGCUGAGAUCAUCAGGAAUUGACAGUCUCAGCCAAUCCAAUGCUUUCCUUUGGGAAAUCAUUGGAUUGGCUUAGAUCAACAGUGUUGACCAUGGAGGCGGAUUGGGGAUGGUUAGAAGGUAAAAUUUACAGCUACUCAGGCCAGGAACAUAAAUAGUGUUUUUAACACUAUAGGGUCAGGAAUACAAGUUUGUGUUCCCGACCCUAUAGCGAUCCUUAAAAUGCUUGUUUUCAUUGAGGAUGUAUCUACAUAACAGAUAGAUAUGCAUGCAGUGGAGUGUCCCGUAGUAGACAGUAGACUGUGUUUGAGGUUUUUUUUGUAUUUUGUAGACAUGAAAACAGUGUAUGGAAGGCAUAUAUUCUUCAAAUAGAAAGGAGAAGUCACUGAAGCAUAACAAUGUUGUAUAUAUUGUAUAAUAUUUACAACAGCUCAAGCAUUUUCUUCCUUUUAAAUCUGCUUCUGAUAGCUCCCACUUAAUGAGAGCCAUUGCAUGUCUCUAGUUAGUACAUCAUAUUUCCCAGCAUGCACCUGGCUGAGGUUUAAAGAGCUGCUAAUCAGAAGACAGAAUUUCUAAUGGUGCAGGGCAGGUGUGAGGCUAAAAGUCCAGCUGGUACAUAUUUGUAGGAAACAUUCUCUGUCGUCGUGUUAGAAAAGUUGAGAGGAAAACUAAAACCGUUUAUCCUUGAAAUUUUGUUACGCUGCCAAGGUCGCACAAACCCUGCCCGGAGUGCUGACAGUCUAAAAUUAAUACUAGCUGACAAUUUAAAUAAUUUUCUAUCUUAUGGGCAGAGGAGUCUCACAUAUGUAUGCUUGUGUUUUUCUACAUGCCAGUGACCUUCCCUCAGUUAUUAUUCGCUUGGUUUUGUUCAGAUAGAAAUUGUAACCCAUCCAGAUAGUAGACCUGCCCUUGAUGCUUGAAUCAAGAGAAUUGUAGCUUCGUAGCUCGGUGACAUGCGGCUCCCUAAAACUUGGUUUAUAUUGAUUACAGAAAAUUGUACGUGCUAAUGUGAACUGAUUUGUGGAGUGAAUCAAAUUCAGAUUUCAAAAAACUGGAACAAAUAGUUUGGGUGAAUCUAAUCUUACUUGAGUUGAGAGUUUUCCCAUGUUUACAGAAAUAAAAGUCCAUUGAAAACUGCCAUUGUAUUUAAUAAAACCUGUAAUAAGCGGUCAAUGGCCAUUCUACAACUUUUCAUCGCAAUCUGAAAGGUGUUUUAUUAUGUAUUUAUAGUCUCCUAGAAUUCACAACAUCCCGUCUUUUUCCCUUGUUUGCAGCCCACACUCCUGAUAACAGCUUUCUGGGGUUUGUGGUGGAGCAACAUCUAAAUACAAGUGACAUCCGACACAUGAAUGACAUCAAAAGGCAGAACCAAUCACUUGUUUAUGGAAAGGUUGACAACUUCUGGAAGGUACGUGGUGCUUGGCGUGUCUCAUUAGAGAGUCCCUGAUGUGUUUCAUGCAACAGCCACCGUGAAAUGUUUAGUUGCUGCUUUUUUAACAUUGUUCCACGCAGAUUUUAAGAAUUGUUAAAUGUAAUUAUAUCCUGUUGGUUUUCUUUGCUUCCAAAAAAAGCAGUUCUUCGUCAAUACACACUUUAUGUGCGCAACACUUUAUCUGUACAGAGAGACAAAUAAGGAAAUAGUUUUUUCUUAUAUACGCGUGAUAUUGCAGUGUCUUCAGUCAGUCCCAAUAGUAAGAAUAACUUAAUUUUACUGAAUUGAUAGAUUCCCCGCAAUCGCUCUACAUCAGAGCUAUCAGAAAUCACAGGUGUACCAGAGAAAGCAGACUGAGAUAGAUUGUAGUAAGUUUAUAAACUUUUAUAAGCUACAUUUCAAUCUCUUCUUCCUUUUAUUUUAGUUUGUAUAUUUGUAUAAAUGUGCUUGCUGGUUUAAAAAAAUCAAGAAAAAAAACAUGUCAAGUGACGCAUGUCCCAUUUAUUGAUUAACAAAGUAAUUUAGGUUGAAAAGAGAACCAUAGUUAACCCCUUAAGGACGGAGCCAAAUGUACACGUUGUGAACAAAACAAAAUGUAAACAAAACCUGGCAUUUGCGCUACAUGUCUGUCCAACCGUAAUACACCUCUUUCAUAGUAAAUGCACCCACCCUUAUUAUAUAUCAUUUUAUUCAGGGGAAACAGGGCUUUCAUUUAAUAUCAAAUAUUUAGCUAUGAAACAUAAUUUAAUAUGAAAAAAAUGGGAGAAAAUACGAUUUUAUUGGAUUUUUUUAGUUCUACAUGACAAUUAAACGGUCAGUGUCAUAAUACUGUUUGCUUUUACUGCAAUAAAAUACACAUAUUUGUAUUCAGCAAAGUCUCACGUGUAAAACAGUACCCCCUAUGUACAGGUUUUAUGGCGUUUUGGGAAGUUACAGGGUCAAAUAUAGCACGUUACAUUUGAAAUUGAAAUUCGCCAGAUUGGUUACGUUGCCUUUGGACUGUAUAGUAGCCCAGGAAUUAAAUUUACACCCAUAAUGGCAUACUAUUUGCAAUAGUAGACAACCCAAGGUAUUGCAAAUGGGGUAUGUCCAGUCUUUUUUAGUAGCCAUUUGGUCACAAACACUGGCUAAAAUUAGCGUUAGUAUUUGUUUGUGUGUGAAAAAUGCAAAAAACGCCAAUUUUGGCCAGUGUUUGUGACUAGUGGCUACUAAAAAAGACUGGACAUACCCUGUUUGCAAUACCUUGGGUUGUCUACUAUUGCAAAUGGUAUGCCAUCAUAGGGGUAAUUUUCAUUCUUGGGCUACCAUAGGGUCUCAAAGGCAACGUAACCAAUCUGGCGAAUUUUAAUGUGAAAAAGCUGGAAAUGCAAGCCUUAUAUUUGGCUGUAACUUUUGAAAACACCAUAAAACCUGUACAUGAAAGGGGGGUACUGUUGUACUCAGGGAGACUUCGCUGAACACAAAUAUUUGUGUUUCAAAACAGUAAAAAGUAUCGCAGCAAUAAUAUCGUCCGUGUAAGUGCUGUUUGUGCGUGAAAAUGCAAAAAAAGUCAAUUUUACUGGCGAUAUCAUCGUUGUAAUACAUUUUACUGUUUUGAAACACUAAUAUUUGUGUUCAGCGAAGUCUCCCAAGUAGAACAGUACCCCCCAUGUACAGGUUUUAUGGUGUCUUGGAAAAUUAUAGGGUUAAAUAUAGUGCUAGCAAAUUAAAUUCCCUUUACUUUCGGCAUGGGUUGUCAGGCAGGUCCCGCUAAUUGUAAUUAAUUAAGAUACCUAAUUAUGUAAAAAUAUUACAUAAAUAUAUAUGUAGGGUAAUAUAUGUAUAUAUAUAUAUAUAUAUAUAUAUGUAUGUGUAUAUAUAUGUAUAUAUCUAUAUAAUUUUUUUUAAAUAUUUUUAUUUAUAUAUAGGUAUAUAUAUAGUGAUAUAUAAGUAUAUAUUUAUGUAUAUAGAUAUAUAUAUUAUUUCGUUCUACGUGUAUUUUUAUAUAUAUAUAUAUAUUAAUUUCACAAAACAGUUAGAACGAAAUAACACACAUCUAUAUAUUUUUUAAUUAUUUAUUUUUAAUUAUUUUUUUAAUUUUAUUUUUUAACGUAUUUACAUUUUAAUUUUUUUUAUAUUAUAUAUAAAUAUAUAUAUAACAAUAAUUAUAUAUAUAUUUAAUCAGUAUCAGUCUACGUGUAAUUUGAUAUUAAUAUAUAUAUAUAAUUAUAUAUAUAUUAAUAGUAAAAUACACCUAGACGGUGUAUGUGUGUGUAUGUAUAUGUGUAUAUAUAUACUUAGAUCAUAUAUAUAUAAUAUAUAUAUAUGAUCUAAGUAUAUAUAAUUUUUUUUUUUUACACCAUUAACUUAUUUUUAUUUUAUUUUCAGCCAGCAGGGGGACCACCUGUCAUUACAGGCAGCCCCCCUGCCGGCAAUACAGAAGCCAGCUAUCCCGGCCAUGUGAUUGUGGGGUCCUCGCUAGGACCCCACUCUCACAUGGCCGGGGGGCUUCCGAGGACGGAUGUGCCGCGGGGGGCUCCCUGGGAGUCCCCCCAACCGCGAUCGCCGGCGUGGGACCGCCGGCGACCGGGUAAGUUAACAAAAACCGGAGGGCGUACAAUUACGCCCGGCGGCGUUUAGAGCCGCCUAUUAGAGGGCGUAAUUGUACGUCCUCCGGUUUUAAGGGGUUAAUCCAGGCAAAGGGUCAGGAAGCAAAAAAAAAAUACAAACAGAAACUGAAGUCCCCUGGUGGAUGUCAUGGCAGAGAACCUGACUGGGAUGCUGGAGCUGUGAAUUCAAACCCAGCCAGGUCUUAUAACCCCUUAAGUAAACAUGACAUGUGUGACAUGUCAUGAUUCCCUUUUAUUCCAGAAGUUUGGUCCUUAGGGGGUUAAAGGGGCAGUCACACGUUGAUGUCUGCAGGGCUCAGGCUGUGCCGUGACAGAUAAUCACCCAGGCCACUUCAUCUCAAUGAAGUAGUUUGGUUGCAGUGGUCAUGCUGUUUUAUUUUCACAUUGCCAUUUUGGAGAUAUGCCAAUGUUUUUAUUGUGGGGCUCCUGAAAGACACUAGAGGGUGCUUCCACAGUAAAUUUUAACAUGAUUCUUAACUUAUAGAAGUAUUUGAUUGGCGCAUUGGGACAACUGGUGCCCAUGGGCAUUAAGUAUGCAGUGCUUCACAAUGACAAGUAUUUGAUUUAA
Molecule: messenger RNA, 58115 nt
Organism: Pelobates cultripes (western spadefoot toad)
Lineage: Eukaryota; Metazoa; Chordata; Amphibia; Anura; Pelobatidae
Source: the annotation of a GenBank genome assembly